UCAAUAAAACACACUCAAACGCGCGCGCAUGUUUGCGUCUCUGUGCGCAUAAUGAUUCAUCAACCACCGUUUGCUCAUGAGACCACCGUGAUUUCGGGUCCGAUGAGUUCAUAUUCGGAGCUGAGUGUGCUGUCGUGGGCCCUCGGAUGCCCCCACCCCCACCGCCACCCCCACCUCCCUCAUAUCCCGCGUCUCGACGGACCAAACGCUGCAGCAGCGGCAUCACCGGCAGCCUCCAAACUGCGUUUUCCCUUCCUUGAUGGAUCCGUGUGCGUCCGCCGGUGAGCUGCUGCGACCAGAGGACCGCUGAACUGUGUGGAAGGAGGAAUCAACGAGCGAGACUGUGCAAUACAUCCAAAAAGGGAUAAAAAGACAAACAUUUAAAAGGCUGUUUCUCGCACUGUUGUCGGACCGUGUUGUUUACCUCCAGACAAACAGCCGGUGACAGUGAUCUCACGGCCGACAUGUAAGAGCUGGAUAACUAUUCCCGUGUGAACGACACCCAUCCGCAGCUGAUCACAAUAACAUGAGAAAGGUAAGCUGUUGACACGUUUUUGAGGGGUUACAUCGGGCGUUGCGGGUUUCAGUAAGAGAAAAAAAAUGCCUCGAUUUUGUCUGAUCAGGCUUCAUUUUUACAUCGUCAGUUUUAUCCGGAGCUGAAAUUACCUGCUUUAGAAUAAAACAGGUCGCUUUUUACCUGUCAAUGAGUGAGCAUGUGGGUAAAGAAGACGCUGGUGUGACUUGUGAAUUUUCAUGUCAACAUGGUUCAUUUUUAUGAGUCUGACUGGAGAGCAGAGCUGCCUCCAGAAUGCCUGAGUCAAAGUCAGUUUAUAUAAAACAUUUUUUGCUUUCUCUAAGUGUCAUCAUGUAGAGUGCAAAAUACGUAGGCUAUGUGUAGGCUAUUUCCUGUGCUGGACAAAGUUAUAAAACCUGCUGUAGGGGAAGACACUGAGUGGAUUUAUAGAGCUUUAAGAGGGAGAAGCACAUCUAUUGAGAACAAUUAGGCGAAUCUCUGUCAGCUUUUAACUCAGUACAGAUUUUGAAUUAAUCAGCACUAAAUUACCAUUUACUUGUGCUUGGUUGCUUUGCUCUUCUUUACUGGCUUUUGAUGAGUCUAAAAAUCUGAGAUUAAAGCAAAACCACAGCGGCUUACUCCUUCUAUCUUCCCUUUGAAGUUUCAUCUCUCUCACUGCUGGAUUAGUGAGAAAAUAUUGCAGUUUUUUUAGGAUAUAAAAUGUGUGAAAUUUCAUGAGAAACAUACUGUCCUCUGGAUGGAGCAGGAUCCCUUCAGGAUUCUCAUUUGGAUGUAAACCAGCUCGGGGUUGAUCGAUAGCUGCUUGUAUCAGGGGCCUGUGUUUCAAAUGUUGUUGUCCGACAGCAGUCCCCACAAUUAAAAGCCCAUUUUGUUAGUGGAAGGCUGAUAAAUAAUUCAUCCGCAGCUCAAUAGGACCACAAAUCUGUGGAUGGCACUGUGAAGGAUGUCAGUGCAGCAGUGUCUAAGCCUCUGCUUGGACAGCCUGGGAGGUUUACACACCAUAGGCUGAAUGGUAAACAAUCCCUUUAUUCCUGUUAUGUGAACGUCUACAUGCUUUUUAAAUUUGUGUUGGAACUGUUUGCUCUGAAAAUAAACAGCGGGAGAAUAAAAGCGCUCAAGCUGGGCACUGAGCAGUACAAACAGAGUCCAGGAAAAGCUCAGGGUGUCCUGUAUGAAACAGCUCUGUUGGUGGUGGACCGCAGGCUCCCACUAUAGGUGUCAAUGUCAUAUCUGCUGCCAGGAGGCCAACAGCCGCGAUGAUACUGUAGCACGGAGUUUGAAGAAAACCCAGCUGGCUUCAGUCCAGGAUGGUGGGUGUUUUUAAAACUGGCUUAGUCAGGGCUACUGCAGGGAGUGAUUAGACAAGAUGCUGUUCUGUAUCACACACAUCAGCGUGACGUCGAAGGACACACAGCUUUAAAACUCUUUUCCACACCGGGACUGUGUGGAGUCCUGCGGUAACUGAACCAGCUCUGAACAUCGAUGCUAAAUAUAUGAAUAUUACAUUUAGAUUACAAUCAUGCCAACUGGAUUUGUUCAAGUGUUUAAUUUUGUCUUUGCUUUAUUGCAUUGCUUUCAUGUUGCUCUAUACUUCCAUACCUGGGCAUGGAAGCUAGGCUAAAGGUUUCUGCAGACAGGGUCAUGUCUGCCAUGUAGCUAACCUUGAGAGAUUCUGGCCCAAGCUCUUGUCUCGAUAUUUUCUGUCACUAUGCAGUUGGACACCCGUUUGUUUUUGCACUUUCAUCCUGUACUAACCAGAGAGCAGGAGAGAUCGCAAGUUACCUGGUUGUGCAGGUGUGUGAACUGCAAGCUAAUGCCCACACGUUGAGAACACUAUUUGCUGUCAUGAGUGGGUCUUGGUAAUAGCAAUACCUCAGGAUCUUUGUGAAUGAGAAUAUCGAUGAUCAGUGUGUUGAAGAUGGUAGAACAUGUCCAUGAGUUGCAUUGGCAAAAAGUGCAAAACAAAGAGACUUUCUGGUUGCAAUUUGAGUGUUGUAAAAUGCCAUAUUGUGCACUCAUACUGAGAUGAGUGCUUGAGUUUGGGUCUAUCAAGAAUGAAUGAAAUUACACACUGUCUGCAGAAAACUAUAGCCUAGCUUGUGUGCUGGUUCUUCCCAUGGUUUUUCAUCUAAGGCAGGGUGACCAUACGUCCUCUUUUUGGGGGCCCUUCGGGUUUGUCCGGAGAGUUUAUAAAAUCCUUCAAAUGACUGCGGUUUUGUACAGAAGUAUUGAGUUUGUCGAGUUUGUGAAGCGCUGAGCAUAAAAGACACUCAAUCCGACCCAAAAAUUCUCAAAAUUAACUUCGUGCGACUCUGUGACUCUGCCCCCGCAUAGUCAUGACCCCUUUUUGAGAAGUCAGAAUAUGGUCACCCUGUCUAAGGGGCAGAGCUGACAGUAUCCCCUCCACCUGCAACUGCAUGCAACUCAUGCAGUCCUUCUUUGAAAAUACCGAACUAUCCCUUUAAGUUUGCUGCCUUGUAUACCGAUGCUAGUUUGCUCUUAAAGACUGAACUUUCUUCUGGAGAAAUUGUGCAUGCAUGUUACCUCUGCAGUGAAGAAAGUGUAGGACAGGAUAAUUAGCAGGACUCUGGUGAAAGACUUUUUUAAGCGUGCCCAUGCCAGACAUUCAUUACGCACUGCAUUUUAGACCUUUAGAAGAACAUCACUUUAUUUAGAUUACUCUGCUUGUUUACCAUUACCAUGCAGAUGACAGGGGGAGGAGCAAUGUGUCAGACUUGUUUAUGCAGAUUGAUUUAAAUGACAUGUGGUGUUGUUUACACCAUUGACAACUUAAGAUUCAGGUGUUUUGACCAAUCAGAAUCAAGUAUUGAACAGGAAAUGAGUCAUCUGCAAAUAAAAUGAGAAUAAUAGUUAUAAGAUAUAACAACAAUAGAGAUCAUACGUAGGUGGAGGUUGACUAAAUAUAUAAAACAAAUGCCAGAGAGAGACAUAUUGAGUUUGUACAUUAUAGUACAGUUUGCUUAUUUACAUAAAAAUGUUGCAUGUGUAUAAAAUAGGUCAAAUGCAUCACUCUCUGUUUGCUACAGCAGACAGUAAACUUGAUAUUCUUGAGUUUGUAUUUUCUUGCUUGCUCAUGUAGGAUUUUGGAUGUAGGAUUUCACUUGUGUAGGAGUAUUUUUUUUACUUGUGUGUGUUUUUCUUGCCACUAAAGUAGAGAGAUUACUUCUUCCACCCUCAGCCAAGAUUGUAAGAAGAGUUUUCAAUCUGCAAGGAAACAGCCCAAGUGCCUAAAUCUUGUGUGUCCAACCUUUUGUGUUUCAGCGUCAGCAUUAUAAAGCCUUGUGAAGUAUGACUGUGCAUGCUGGGGCGCAUUAGCCGUAUCAUGAGAAGGGAAAGAGCAGAAAUGUCACAUAGUAUUUUCCUAAUUGGUGUUUCGAUGAACAUGGACAACAGUCUCUAGAGCAAACCGUCUCCUCUGCUCUCUUCUCUCUGAGUCUCCAGUUCUGUUUUAUUAACUCCCCGGCUUUCCCCUGCCAAUCUCUGCACUAUAUUAGCCGUAUGUGGUGGGUGUAAGGUCAGCUGACACACACAACAAGGUAAUUAUAAUACAGUGCGCUCACCAGCCUCUCAUGUCACUCAUCAGGCUGUUGCACCGGAUGAUGGAUAACCGUGUCAGGAUGGAUUACUUAUCUUUUUCUCUUAUCAUGUCUGUACAAAUACUAGAUUUUUGUGUGACAUCUGGUGGGGAAAGUUUGACUCAGAUAAAAGAUUUAAAUACAGCAAAUAGACAACUCCAAGCUGUUGUUUUUCUGCAUAGCAACAAGGCCUCGGUGUAACUCCAGUUCAGUUUGUUUAUAUUUCCUCCAUACUGACGCUGAAGUGUGUCAGUGCUCCAUCUGAUCUGCCGUUGUCUCACUGCGGCCUCUCAGAUUCGAGGAUAAGGAGAACUCAAAUGGAGAGCAGUGAGGGAGAGGAGGAGAGGGAGACAGAGAGACAGAGAGACAGGGAGAGAGAGAUUUUAUGACCUUGGUGCCGCCGCUCACUCUCAGUGCGUCUCCUGCAGGAGCUGAUGGAGUGUUUGGAGCUGAUUAGCGGCGGCCUCCUCUGAUGGCGCUCUCUGCCGCUGAGUCGCUGACCUUUCCUGCCAUCAGGUCAAUCUGCUCAACCAUCUCCUCUCCUCUUUUUUCAUCCCUCUAUCAUCUGCUAUUCUAUUGUCUUAUUACCUCUCCUUAUUCCUCUUCUUCAUCAUGCUCCUCUCUUUUCCCCCCUGCUUUUUCUCCUCUCCUCCUUCCUUUACCUCAUGUUCCUCUCUUCUUCCUGCUUUUCUUCCAUCUUCCCCUUUCUCUGUCCUUCUUCCUUCUCUUCUAUCUUCCUUUUCCUAUUGCUUUCCUUCUUUUUUCUGCCUCUCUAUCUAUUCCUCUUUUCUUCCUACCUUGCUUCCUCUCUCCUCUACCCUCCUAUCACUUUAUUGCCUCUCCUUCCAGUAUGUCCCCUAACCCCUGCUUCCCUCUCCUUUUUCCUUCUCUCCCUCCCAGCUUGAUUCUUGCUCCUUUUCUCCUUAUCUAACCUUGCUUUUCCUCUCCUUUACUCCUCUCCAUCUCCUCUUUCCUUCUGUCCUAUGAUCUUAUUACCCCUCCUACUACUUUUUCACCUCUUCAACUCUGCCUCUUCUCUCUCCUUGCCUCUUCUCUCCUCUUCCCUCUCCUCCUGCCUUUCCUCUUCCCUUUUCCAACAUCUUAUUUUACCUCCUCAUCUCUCCUGUUUCUCCACUUGUACUCUCGUUUUCUUCAGCCUUUCUUCAUCUCUUCUCCUAUCCUUAACCUCAUUUCUUUCCACUCAACUCAUCUCUUUCCUUUCCCUCUUGUCAUUUCUUCUCUGUUUUCUUUUUCUUCACUGCUUCUCUCCUGUUUACGCUUCUUUUCCUCCUCCUCAUCACUUUAUUCUAGUUUACUCUUUUUCUACCCUGUUCUCCUCUUUCCUCCUCAUUUCUCCUCUCAUCUUGUUACCUCUUGCUUUCUUGUCUCCUUUUGUUAUCCCUCCAUUCUCCUGUGUUAUUUCCUUUCCUCACUUCCUUUCCUUUGCCCUUUCUGCUUCAAUCCGACUCUGCCUCUUCUUUCCUCACCUUUUCCUCCCUUACCUCUUCUCUUUCCUCUCUCCUUUCAUCUGUACCCUCUUCACCUUCUUCGCUUUGCAGUCUCCUUUCUCCAGUCGCAUUCUUUCAUCUCAUCUCUUCUUGUUGUUUCACCAUAUCCAUAUUUUUCUUGCUCCUACUUCUCUUCUUUACAUCAGUCUUUCCUUUCCUCCCUCCUCUUCUCCUUUAAUCCUUUUUCUUCUCCUUAACUCUCCUCUGACUCCUGCGUCCUCUUCUCUUCUCCACUUCUUUUUUGUCUUCCUCUUUUAUACUUGGAUCCUAUUCUUUCCUUUUUCUCCUUUCUUGUCCUUUACUCUGUGUUCUCUCCUCUCUGUCCCUGCCUUUCUCUCAUUUCCCCUUUCCUAACUUCCUGUCCUCUUCAACCCUAAUCUUUUCUAAUUUAUGUCCUCUACUCCUCCUCCUUCUCUUAUUUCCUUUUGUCAAUUGUCCUUUUAUCCUUGUCUCUAAUGUCCCCCCCCACUCCUUCCUUUCUCCACACUUCUCAUUCCUUCUCCUCUCCUUCCUCAGCCCUUUACUCCCCUUUUUUCACAAUUUUUGCACCCCCCCUCCGAUUCAUCAGUUUUCGUAGUUAAGCAUGAAAUGAAAGACAAACCAAAUCAAGAGAUAAACAGAAAAAUCUCUCCUCGUCUCUCUCCUCAUUCGUCAAGUUGUAACAUCUCUCAUUUUCCACUUCUUGUGGAAGAGCUGGAAAUAGAAACAACUGUUUUACAGCAAGCCCCUGACAGGCUACUUGUUAUCUCUCUGCAUGUGUCAUUUUACAAUAAGUCCUUGCCCGGGUGGCGUUUGCUGAACCGAUUCUCUGACACAAAUUUGCAUGUUAAGCUGAACGCUCCUCACCAGGGACACUUAAUCAGCACACAGUAUUUAAUGAGUGUGUGUCCCCUGGUGAUUAAUGUGUCUCAUGUGUCCAAUGUGGGAAAGAUCCCUGCAACAUCUGUUUGUUCAUUUCAGUGUUUUUAUGGCACUUCAUAUUUUUCACUCGGAGUAAUAGCUUUCUCGGGGAUAUUAGGCUUUAAAUUUCAGUUUUAAUGAAUUGAAAUUUGAAGAAGCGGCUAAUGAAGUUAUUCUGCUCGCAGUUUACAAUCAAAAAUGAUUGUUUCCCCUAGAAAUCAAAUCGACGUGUCUGAGAGGCCUUUUUCUGUGUGAGCGAGGUGGAAAUGCAGAAAGGAUACUGCGGUAAUAAAGCGGGGUGAGAUUCAAAGCUCAAGGAUAUUUUGUUUUGCGACUACAAAGAGAAUUUCUAUAACCUUCGCUUCAAUUUUUCUCCGGCACUUCUUGGUGUUUGUUUCUGUGGGUGGCUGUGUUUAUGAGCGUAUAAAUAUAUAUAUAAACUCUUCUGGACAGGGACACAGCUUAUAGGUUCAUUGAAAUAUUCGCUGCCCUUGAAUCGUAAGCCAGCUUUAAUUCUUUUAAUGUAAAUGUAAGACAAAGAAAUUUCCGCCUUUUGGAAACCUUUACGCUGGCAGGUCCAAAACAAACUCAUAAAUAUAUGUACAUAUUCCAGAAAGCUGCAGGACAACAGAGAAAGGCUCUUAUAUUGACUUUAAUGUGUUUAUCACAAAGCAUGCAGGGGACGCUGUGGUGGUAAACAAACUGAAAAAUACAGAGAAGAUGGAAGGAAAAAUUACACUUUAGAGGGAAUUAUGCAGAGUCAAAGAUCAAUUCCUGCCUCCAGCAAGAUUCCCCUGCAAUAAUGCAUGACUAAAUUAAUAGUGCCAUCGUUAAUUCAUUACGAUUUACCAGCCGACGACUCGUUGGUUCUCUCAACCUAAGUUUUCCUCGUGUCAUUUCACUGCAGAAGCGUCAGCAUGCACAGACACUCGACUUGAUAGGGAGUCAGGGAGCAGAUCUGAGCCUUCUACAGAUUAACACCAUAGGAUGCCUGCCUUCUGGCUCCUGCCACCAAGUACAUCCACUCAAACCGAGGCCUGACCCCGGGUGUGCCUGUGUCACAGCCCCUGUCCAGCCCCUUAGCACCAUAUGGGCCCGGCAUCUCGCGUUUGCACGCCUCUUUCCAUCGCCACUUCUCAGUCACGGCAGCAGAAGAUUGUUGUCUCCUCCUGACAUGCUCGGCUCCAAUUUAUUUCAUGCACAGAUAGCCAUAUCAGUGCCCAGCAUCCCGCAGCCCCGUAGCCUGUCAAAAACACACUGACCUUUUAUUCUUUUUGUAUCUUAUUUUCUUCCGGUGCCGUGUUUGAAGAUUAUAAUGAGAUAUUUUUCUUAGUUGAUGUGGCCAAAUCUUUAGUUUGGUUCAGUAUGACAGAAAGCUGUAGUGGAGCAGCUUCUACGGUGCACAAACAAAAGAAGAGCAGUCUGUGUCUUUUCCUUAUUGUGGAACUAAACAAACUUGUCUCGGUCAAAUAUAAUUGCGGUCUGAUUUCAUGCUCUACGCAGCGUGAGCCUAACAGUGGCAGGUCAUGGUGAAGUUGGUUACCUGAAGCCUGCAGCUGAAUUUCAUGCCUGCGUUGUGCAUUGCUCUCCUGGUUCAAGUGAGGGAAUGGUAGACUCAUACACCACCAAUACAGCUGCCAUACAGGGAUAAAAUCUAAGCAAAAUCAUGUUGAAUGAUGUUAGCAGAAUAACAAAAAUAACAGUAAAAAUAAAAUCACAGAGGGAUAUUCAUCAUUGUGUGCAAGAAAAAAGUCUUUAAGGUCUUUUUGUGCCAAAAGACUGACCUUUUUUAGUAUAUUAAUGUGUUUCCAGGCAGGUCACCUACCACUGAAUAAUAUCCCCUGAAAAUUCAUACAAGCAAAACGCGCUCAAGAUGGAGAGUAAACACAGCAUGCAGCUGUCAAGUUAUGGUUCUGCAGGCAGCAAUCAAACGCAGCGCUGCCUAAAUUUACUGGUAAAGUAAUGAGUAAAACUGCAGCACCUUCACCGACACGUUCAUGAUGUACACACACAUUCUGACUGGAGCGAGGUAUUUCAGGGAGGAAACUGUAGCCCUGUGUGAACUGCAGAUUAAACUAAGCCCGAGUCUGAGACUCAAAAAUCACACCAUGGCUUUGCUUUGACUUAAUCCUGCCUGUGCACAGUGUCAAGAUCUUGCAUAAUGACGUCAAGUCGCAGCUAUAGCUUGAGAUAACAGAAAAGUUGGAAAACUACAGGGAUUUUGUAACUUUUGUGAUGGGAAUUGAUUGUGAAACCAUCAACAAGCCCUGUCUCAUAGGAAUGACACCACAGCCGACUUCUUAUGUGCAGCUGAAAAUGUGUGGUGCUGCUGUUGCUGCUGGAUUUGGGGGCAUCGAACCAGCAAUGGACACACUAUUGACAUAUUGUCACCUUACGCAAUUAACAUGGAAGAUGCAGAUUCUUGUUUAUACCAAUAAAUGUACACUAAGUGUUAUUCUCAAUUGAUUGGUGGUUAAACUGUUUCUUCAUGUAUCUCUGCUUUGGUUUUAUCCAAACAUAUGCCCUGCUGUAGUUUCGUGAGCAUUUGCAAUGCAUAUCAAAGCUUCCAUAUAGUCCAAAUUAGGAUAGAGUUGGAGGGAUUGGUUAACUUUGAGAGAAACAGCAUACGCUUAAAUCAAAAAGCAUUUUAAGCUGAACAACUAAAGAGGUGACUGAGUACAAAUCAUGUUAAAAUCAAACUAUUCUGCUCAAGAACAGGUGUAUGAUUUUCUAUUGGUGAUAGAGAAGUAUCCAUGCACCGCUGAGCUCUGUUUUCGUCAGGGUGACUAAAUGCACUCGUCAUGUGAAAUAUGUUUCUCUGAAAACAGCUUUUUGGAUGUUUUGCUCAAACGUGUUCUGUGCUGCAAACUUAGAGUAAGGGUUUUGUGACAGGAUUUCUCUUGAACGUCUAAACAGAUUCUGACUGUGUGCUCUGUAGGAGUGGUUUUCCAUGUGUGAGGUUGUACGGUUUGUGAUGCGAUAAGGUUAUAAUGUGUUUUGUGGCUGUUUUUCUGCCCCCCCACGUGUUGUUUAUUACUUUGGCAACCAAACCUGGCCAACCAUGUUUGGUCAGGAGAGACUCUCAGUCGAAGCCCACGCACCCCUUCCUCUGUUUGGGUCAAAAAAGAGUCAAAAACAACAUAUAACCCUGUGAUAUUAAACAGCUGAAUACCCUCUUCCCACACACAUAAAACACACACAUGAGCACAUAAUUUUGACUGUGCAGUAGGGAGUGAUAGAGCACUGUCAUCCUCAGCAGUGAGGCAGUUUGAAACAUGUUCCCCCCCUUUCACAGAUAGAUUCCUCACAUCCACAGGGACUUCUCAACACAAACACUCAUGAUCAAUAACACUUCAUAUGAAGCUAUACGAGAGUUUACCACUCAGUUAUUUUACAUACAGAGACCUCAAUACACCCUGUCUUUUUAACUGGAUGUUGUUUAAUCAUGAAGCAAUAAAACAGGUAGAGCAGGUAUUUGUAAAGACACAUGUCAGAGAUCAUCCUUUAGAGUCUCCAGUCUUCAGUGUUUAAGUAAGAGUCUCCAAAGUCAAGUUUGAAUUAUGUCCCCAAUACCAGAGUCUAUAUUAUUAUUGUUAAUAGGAUAUAAUAUAAUACAAGAAAGACUGCUGUUUGACUUUUGGCUGUAUAGACAACACCUUUCAUCCGACUUUAGAUUCUGACGAUCGUGUUGGCAUGUCCAGAGAUUUGAACUAUCCAUGCAGUGACAGUGUUGUGUGUAAAUGCGCACUGUGGCUCUUUUAAUGUGGUGAUAGAAUGUGUGAGUCCCUGAAAUGUUCCAAAAUUUUCCAGAGUGCGUCUGACAAUGGUUUUAGAUUGUUUUGAAACCCACAGUCACUUUUGUGACAAGAAGUCUAUUCCAGUUGAAGUUCGCCUCUGCUCUCACCCUGAUGGUUCUGUAACAUUAGCCACAGAAUGCACAGCUCUUUCUUUGAAACCAGGACCAAAACUCCAGGGUAUUUAUUAAGCUGUGAGCUUACUGCAAGGUUGUAUUUCCUAGUUUGUGUAUACAAAUACAAACAGUUCACUCACAGUUGUAUACUUUGUUAAUUUAAGUUCAGCAGUGUCUGUGUUUUUGAUGCACACCGGCUACCUAUUCAGAGGAGUAUCAUUAAUUCCUGCUUUCAAGUUGGAGUCUCUUAACUCCAGAAAAAGUUGCUAGAUUUGUCGCUUGGCGCUUUUUAAAAAAAUAAGUCUCUAGGGAGGUCGCUAGGUUAGCAACACUGUGCGGCAUCGUACCGCUUGUAGCACGGGAGUCGCAGCAGCCAAUCAGGAGCAGGUGAUGGCACGCCUAAAUUUACAUGAAAGUCUACCAAACAAGGGAGCCGCAGCAGCCAAUCAGGAGCAAGAGAUGGCUCACUUAAAUUUACAUGGAAGUCUGGUAAAUAACGUAGUCGCAUCAGCCAAUCAGGAGCAAGUGAUGGCACACCGUAAUUUACAUAAAAUGUUGAUGGCAAUCUUACUAUACCCUAGUCUGUUAAUUUAAAUAAUUUAAGUCCUUAGCAUACCAUUUAGUGCCGCUUUUAGUAUCAACUGAUUUGGUCACAUCUUCUCACCUAACAGUAGAAGCUCAUAGGUUGACUGCCUGUGAUUCUGUCCUUGAGUUUUCUCUCUUUUAUGUUUUAUAUACAGUGCAGCCAUGUGCAUGCAUUCAUACACUGCACAAAGUGGAGCUUGUUCUGUGUAAGUAGCACUCAAUGUUGUAUGAAUAGCUAGCAUACAGUUUCAUGUGAUCUUGUCAUACUGGCCCUUCAGCUGAUUUUGUCAUGACUGGCUUCUUGUAUGUUUCAGAGUAAAAGAGUAUUUGGAGGUUAAAUCCAGAAGAAAGAAAGAAAGCAGAAUCCAGAAAACAAACACAAGACUUAAUAGACUUAUUUGUUCCCUGUUCAUUAACACGGGCUAAUAGGCAUUUGCACUUUGUGUUUCACUGGAUUUAGUUGGAGAUUUCGUGAUGUAAUGGAAAAACUUGUGUUGCUCAGUCACUGCGGCAGGAUUAGUAAAGGAGGCAAGGAACUGACUUCUGCAAUUCCUCUGCUGUAUUCUGUUUGUGUGAACCGAAAACGCACAGUCUCCACCGCAGGCUGUCUGUUAUGCUUAGAUUACUUCAACGUGACUUGUCUCAUUGUCGUCUUUCCGCGCUUAGUCAACGAACAGGUCACCCUGAGAUGUCUGCCGUACAGUCUUAUAGCGAUUACUGUAAGACAGCAGCUCCUCCCCCUCUACACUGAGGUUAUACAUGCAUGUUUGUGUUCCUCCAGGAAGUGCGGCUUCAUUGUAAACACCGCUGUUGCAUAAUUCACAUCAGGAGGGAGGCAGCUGUUCGUGAGGACUGGCAGGUAAUGGGGCAGAGAGAUGCUUGGUAGCCUCACAGGAGGCUGGAGGGCAAAUCCUGUAUCACUCAGAGAUGUAACACAGUUUCAGCGUCUCCCAAAGGGAUCCUGUCUGGGAGCACGGCCGUGGGUCACUGAUAAAGGAGCUGUAUUAAAGGCUGACUAAUGAUAGAAGCAAUAUUGGACUCAGACUUCGCCACCUGCAUGGAGAGCAUCUGUCCGUCAUCACAAGGCAAUCUCACUUUUUAUUAAUCCUUUGGAGGUGGUAAUGAAUUUCAUCUGGAGAAUUGCAAGGGCUCCCAAAGGUCACUGUCUGCACUUUUGCUUCCUCGAUCUCUUUAUCUAUCUCUCUAAUCCACCUCUUUUCUAUAUUAAUAUGCGGUAAACACCGUCAUGUUAUGCAAGGCGACGAAUCCUUACAAUUAAGUGGUGCUCUUCUUGUGUUUAUUCAAGAGACACAUGGUGGAUUUCUCACACAAACGUUUGCAUUUGGUGAAAAUAAAAAGGUACAUUCAACACAAAUGGAUAAAAUCAGUGUGUCAGUGCCUUUCCCACUAUUUUCCUCUUCUUGCUAACCCACUACAUAAAUAUUUGCAUUGCAGUAGCUUGACAAGCUCUUGAAUUUGACCAAAUGUAGACUCAUAGUACAUCGUUGAUAAUAAGGAAUAGUUGGUAGUUGCGCAGGCUUUUAAAACAGUUUCACAGGAUGAGGUUCAAUCUCCUUUUUCUUUAUCUGUGUCUGUUCAUUAGCCUUCUGCUGUUCUUCCUAAUCAAAUCCUAAAGCAGACAGUCAGUGCUCGGCCUGCAGCACAUCUGAACUGACUGACCAUCAGUAUUGCUCCUCUUGCAGUAACAUGAUUGAUGUUUGGUCAUUUGCCCAGGAUGCGUUGCUGCGAAUGCCUAGCGUGUAACGCAUUUGUCAGAAUAUUUCAGAAAAAGAGUGGACUGAGAUGGAAAAGAGCAAAUAAGUUUUCUCCCUGAAAAGAAGAGAGAGGAGGGUUUACAUGUGGUAAUAUGCUCUUUGGUAGCUGUGUGAUCGUUCCUGCCUGAUCCUCCUGCAUACGCUCGGUCACUGCGCUGCGUAGAGUCUCAUUAGUAUGGGUGUCACUACCUCUCCUUCAGCUGAACCUGCCAUGCCACUACUGUAGUAGAGCUGCCUGCCUGCAUGCCGCAUUGUCCCUGGAUGGCCGAUGUGAAGCUGCCAGCUCUGUCUCCUCCAAGGAUGACUGAAAUGUGGGCGAGCGUCAGAAGCUGAAUGUCAUGAUUCAAGCAAAGGAAAUGUGUGUGUGUGUGGAGCAGCAAAGAGAAGCAUGUUUCUAUGAUGUAAAAUGAAAAGAGAAUAUUAAAGAGGCCUUCAGGAUUAUCACUUCUACCAAUGCUAACAUGAGGCCUGCAUUCGAAUGAAUGAAGAGGGUGUGAAAAACAACUGAAAAGGAUGAAGACUUUACCUUUUAUGAAACUGAUUGUUUACUGUUGGUGGAUGUAGAGUCAAAAUCAAGUCAGCAGGUACAAAAAGCCAAUAGCAGUGAGGUUUCAUUCGAUACCCCUGUUUCUUGUUCCACCGGUCUCUGUAAAAAUAAGUCAAAAUGCCAGAAAACAGCUGAGUUGUGGUUUUACAGCAUGGCUGAUAACGUAACCAUAACACCUACGUGUAUUUCUCUUAUUUUUACAGCCGCCUCAUCGUUGGACGAGGAUCAAAAACUCUCAUAUGUACGACAACGACAGCCUAGCAUAUUUGUUUGUUUACGCUGACAGUUUUGGCGGAAGCGCUCCCGUGUUUUUUAGUUGCAACACAGGUGUUAAAAUGUGGCUCAAUCCAAGGACAAAACUGACAGUGGGAAGCAAAGUGAAGACAUUUACAAGAUCCAACAACGCUCUGCCUUAAACUAACACAUGUUUAUGAGACAGGCCAAGGUAUUAAAAAAAGAACCACAUCAAAAUAUAACAAGUUAAAAAUGGAGUAAACCACAGCACGGACCUUGACUUACGGGCAUCUAAAUAUCUCAUCAGGUAGAAACUGUCUUCAGAUAAAUUGAUAAAUCAACUGAACUUAGCUCCAACCAUUUCUUCAACCAGAAUUUGCUCCAAGUACGUCAAGGCUUACCAAGAGCGAUCACAGGUGUGCUCUGCCUUACCAUGGUUUUUCCACCAUUUUCACAGAACAGAACAAUAUUGACAGUUCAGGGCUGACAGCCUCAGGUAGCCGACAUGAAGUCUGAGCGUGAUCAGCCUGCAAGGCAGCAAUAGAGCCACAUUUCGAUUCAACACUCUAAGUUAAGAGGAAAGCUCUUAAAUUAAUUCAAACGGUGCUUACCAAAUAAAACAUAUCCUCACUCACUGUCACUAUUCUGUCCGAUUGUGGAUUUCUCUCUCCCAUCUUAGCUCACAAUUUAUUUCAACAUCCUGUAAACACCUUUUUUUUCUGUGACCGUUAUUUAAGCAAGGUUACAAACUAGUGAUGGGCACAGCAGUUCUUUUAGAAGUACUGAACCGCUAGAAUCAGUUCACUAAAAAGAUUCGUUCAAAAGAUUUGUUCACCAAAUCACCAAAUUAUUCAGCGCUUGGUGGGAGGAGCUUGUGUCUCCCACUUCCUGAACUGAUACACAGCUGUACGGUUCAGGAUUCAGUUCAGUUCAUAGCUUUGGGACUGGGAGACGAGAGUGUUUGGCUGUGUUGCUUUGACAAACAGGUUUGUAAAAAUGAACAUGUUUAUAAGUCAUGAUGUUUUAAGUGUACUGUCCUAUGGUAUGCUAUUUGUGUACUAAAUUGGGCUCAGUGAGUGAUUCGUUCACAUAACGUUUAGAAUUCACACUGAACAUGCACCGUUGACGUGAGAAACAAACGAAUCACUUGACAAAAUGAUUUGGUUCAGUAUGUUUAUUUAAAUGAUUCAGUUCUUUUGAAUGAAUCGUUCGCGAAUGACACAACACUAUCACAAACAGUUGAUCCUGAAUAGGCCAAUAACCAAUUGUGGUUAUGGAUCUCAGGGUGGUCACUGCGUUGGCCAAUCAAAUGGCCACCCUGGCUCCUCUACUUCAUAUUUUUGUUCACGUUUAAGUUUCAAGUUCUGCACUAAAAUCCCAGAAUCGCAGAAGUCAGUAAAUUCGUUUCCACUUGGGUUGCUGCAAUUUUGUAAAAACACUUUUGAGUAAUCUUGAAAAGUCAGCAAAAUAAGGCCUUAAAAGCUCUACACUGACUUGACCUGGACAUACCCAAAAGAACCCGAUAUUCACUUGGAUUUGAAGGAAAUAUAAUUGCCAGAAUUCUUUGUGACUCAGCAGUUUUGAGCUACAGUUUUCUCCCUCACAGUUGACUCAGAAGUCAGUACAUUUUAUUCUGGUCCAGCCUCUCGCUCUGUCACUCGCUUUUCUCUUUUCAGCGCUCCCCUUCAGCAUCUUCCUGUUUUCUGUGUGCUUCUGCCACGAUGUCGGUCCAGAGUAAACAGAGGUAAAAAAAAAGUUAAAUCCAAAAAGGCCUGAUUGGGAAGGAACAGCUCAAAAGCAUGUGAUGUUUGUUUAAAUACGUAUAAAACCACUCACCAAGCAGCUCUGAGUUUAACAGACACAGAAAACCCACCCUGACAGGCUUCCUGUUCGCCCUUUUCUUCAGUUCACUUUGAAGCAUUAUAGAAAAGUGCGGCUUGUCCUGGCGAUAAAUGGAAGGAAGGGAUAAUUACAUAAGCACAGAAAAUAGCUGAGCGUAUAGAGAUGUUUAUAUACCUUUCUUUGUGCACUCAGGGCGAUUGUCCUUUGUCCCACCUGGAGGCCAGAGGAUAAACUCCCCUCUCACCCCCUGCUGCUAUGUCAUCACUCUUGGACUUCAUUCAAUCAGUAUGACAAUAGGAUAAAACUGCGCUUGCCUUUGCAAAGUCACUGAUAAUGUAAUGUUCUAUUUUUGGCCUUCCCAGCACACACUCCUCUGUUCCUUUGGUACUCUCCCUCAAAACGCCACCCGACACGAGAAAUCAGACACAAAACUUGGAAACUACCAGAGCGUCACUUUGAUACAACAUAAAUUGUUAAAAAAUACUUGGCUUCGAUGCGCUGUGAUUGAGCCGGGACACUGCUGCGCGGCUUUCCAUUAUCAACAAACUCAAACCCAACACAUUACAUUUCUGUCGUCAUGGCAUCACAACCCCCUCCUCCCUCCUUCUGAUGCUCAUGUAACUCACGCUACGCUUCAGGUUUGUUCCUCAUGUGCUCACAGUGAGACAUAUUGACAUGUUGUCUCUGUGUUUUUGAUAAUGCAUUUGGUCCUGGAAGAUAAGAGGCUCAUACCUCAAACUGACAGGUCUGUCGGGCUGCAGCCUCACCUCAUCGCUUUACAGUCUCUCAAUCAUCCUGUACUCUAAUUCUUACCUAUAAAACUCCAGCACAUUUCAGAUUACCGACUUUUACAUUUCACUCUCUCCUGGCAUGUUUACUAUCCUAAAUGCUCUUUCAUCAUUUAUACUCUCCCUCCUCUUUUUUCCUCCUAAGUGUUUCUCCUUGUCUCUGUCCUUGUUACUGUCAGUUCCUUCUAUUUAACGCUCUUGCCGUCCUGGCACACAGUCUGUCGCACUGACUCAGUUUUCAGUUUGACUCAGACUUUCUCUCUUACUCCUUUCUCAUUAAAUGAAUGUUGUUUUUAAUAAAGGUUCAAUGCUCCGCUCUCUCUCUCUCACCUUGCUAGUCCCAGCAGCCUGAAAGAAAUGGGAAAAGUAAACACCUGCAGAAGAUGUAGUUAAUAAACAGGGAGGUCUGGGUUUGAAAUUAGCUGUGUUAGUGGCUCCUUUGGGUAAACCGGGCAGCGCACGCUCAUUAAUCAAAAGCUGAAGCCUUUGAGGCGCGGUGGACUUGGCUGAAGGUGUGUACCACAGAGGGUGUCAGCUGAAGUAAUGGCCAUUGUGAUCUUGUAGAAAGGAUGGUUGGUGGUCAUGUAUUGAUCUGAGUUUGCUUUCAUUGACUGCCACUUAAACUUUUUUAGCUUUUAGUGAGGCUUCAGCUACAGCUAGCCAAGCUGCUGCUGAUCUGAGCUUACCUGCUACAAGGACUGAAGGGCUUGACACUGAAUUUUUUCAGACGGAGCACAUGUGCAUUUAAGUUGAAAAAGUAAGGAACACAUGAAGAACUUUAGGGGCACAAUGAAAAUUGAUCAAAUAAAGUGUGUCUUAUUGUUAGACAUAAGUACUAUCAUUUAAAAUCAAUUUUAAGUCUAUUGGUCACAUGACAUGGAAGGUUCAAAAUUUGCCUUUAAACUUAACACAAAAAUUUGUUGAGGCCAAAUUAGGGAAAUAAAGAGGUGUGUCUUAAUGGUGGACAUAAGUACUGUUAUUUGAAAUCAAUUUUAGGUCAAUUGGUCUCAUGACAUGGAAGCUAUUGAAGGAAAACAGCCUUUUUGAAAACAUCAACCAGUAAUUUAUUGAUGGUCCCUUAUUUAACACCCUACGUUGACAGAGAGGGUGCAGAGUAGAUUUAACUGCGCUGCUGUUGCUAUUCCCGGUUAUGGAGUGUGAGAAGACACCAGUAAAUCCGUCAAAUAUCCAACUUAAAACUAACUUCACCGCGGUAUUUACAUAGAAAAAUGAUUUUUUUUAUUCGCACAUGUGCCGCUAAAAACAUUUUACAAUUCGCACACAAUUUUUACAAUUUUUAAUCGCAAAUGCAAGUGAACCGGUCGCACUGUCUAGCCCUGGACUGUUUCAAAAUAUCAGUGUCAAAGGCAACAGUCUUUAAAAAACAUAGAAUUCCAAUAUCGUGCUUAAGGAAAGCAUACAGUUAUACCAUAAGUGAAUAGCAGUGGCCCUUUCCAUGGGUAGCCACACAUCUGAAGAUAGAGGAUAGCCAAGUAAAGAAGCAGCAGCAGACUGCUUGUGAUUUCACUAAAGCAACUGUCUGAGAGAUGAUAAGGCACAUUUUAGAUUACUAAUCAAUUGAACAUUUAUACUUUCUUUUUCAUUCAGCUCUGUAACUUUAGAGGUACUAUAAAUAAAGUAAAUAAAGUAUUUAAUACAAGAUGGGGAACACUUAGUUAUGAUUAUGAGUACAUUUAAUAAAGUAAUGUGUUUCUUCAUCCUUGUCUUGUCACAAUAAUAAAAUAACUUAUAUUUGAUGGCUGUGAUAAUCUUGAGGUGAAAAUCUGACAUUAUUACAGCCCUAUUGUUAUUAUAAUCGAUCAUUAUUAAUGGUGUUGUGAAUGGAAAUGCUGUGUGAGCAGUUGUGUGGUAAGUCUGGCCAAACAAAAUGAUGAAAUUGGUUCAUCUUUAAGUCAUAAAAUCCAGAGGCAAUGCUUUCAAAAGUGGCCAAUCAGCUAUGGGUGAUAAAACUUGACCAUGACAGUGAGAUCUGGAGUUCGUUUUUAAUAUGCGUUUGCCUGAACUGAAUGCCGUUUUUACUUAUCGUUUUGAAUCUGUCAUUGGUGUAUUUGGAAAUUGUGAUGUUUGCUUCAUGAAGUGACAAAUGCUGUUUUCUCACACCUUGAAUUUCUGGUUGUCCACCCUUCUUUGAUUAUACUUCACGCUGCACCUUGAAAACAUUUCUGCAAGGAAGUGUUUCCUCCAAAAGCAAGAUGUAAGCAUGAGCAUGGGUACUGGCGUGCUUUGAUUCAUGGGACACCUCCACUAUUGAUUGAACCCACUUUGUUGCGAGAUCAAGGCCUCCCAACUGGCUCAACACAUGGUCAGGAUUUGCAUUCAGCAUUUUAUUAUCAAAGACUUUUCUGCACCCAAAAUGCUGAUCCCUGUAUCUGACUGAUGUAUCCUUGAACAAAGAAACUGUACCCUUUGCAUUAUUUAUGUAUUUGGUGUUCAGUAUGCUAAUGGUGAACUCCAGUUUUUAUUUCCCUGUGACAUAUGGCUGUUGUCAUACCAGUGAAACGCAAGCCCAGCUGACCGAGACUAGCGGCGACACAUUCAAGGAAAAAAGGACAACACCAUCUCCUCUGUCCUGUUGUUAAUGAGUUCUUUUUAAUUUAGUAUUUAAAGUUUGGGUGUCACCUCUUAUAAACAAAACUCUUAAAAGUCAUGACUUUCUCUUGGAUUUGACAAUCUAAGUAUCUGUUCUUAUCCAUACUCCAAUACGUGCCGUAAAAACAGCUUAACUAAGUAACCCCUUUAUCUUAUCAGAACCCACUCCAGAUUACAGAUAAUACAUUAAUCCCUCUUAUUUUUUAAACCAGCUGCUUAUCACUUAAUGUAUCAUCCUCUUGCUCCAGUGAAUCCGCUCCUCAGCAGAAACCUCUCCACAAUAUACAUAAAUUUCAGUUUGCGUCAGAGCCGAAUGUGAAUCAUCAGCCUCUAACUAACCAGCCGGCCAACUAACUGACUCACAGCAGCAUGUUGUUUGAUGUGAUCAACUGGUUGUGCUGAUGUCAGGAAUAAUUCCUUGCAGCCAGACUCUGCAGAUACUGAAUCACCAAACUCUCUUUUCUCUACUGUCUAAAGCUUUGUUUUUGUUUUUUUAUGCAAUUCAGAAAAAAAAAAACAGUUUCUUGAAAGCACAACUAGAAAACCAAUAGAAACUCAGGAGCGGUAUUUUACGUGUGAUCAUUAAAAGGUAUAAAAUUUGAUGCUGCUUCUAAAUGGUUAUGUGAUGCUUAAUGUACAAAUGCAGGAUAACACGUAUGAAGUACUAUAUAUCAUUAACUACGGUACUAAAUAGUUAAUCUGAAUAUAUAUUGCUCCUUUUAUGUUUUAUUAAUGCAUGUUUCAAGACGUUAUUCAUCCACAUUGCAUGCAAUAAAAGACAUAAAUUAAUUAUCAGACAGAAGCACAUUAAGCUGCAGGAGGCAGAUAUUGGCUUCUUUUUCUGUGAGAGGGGGCUGUAAACAUGGCCGCAGCCCAAGUGAGGAACAACCGCAGUAACAAUAGCUGUCAGAUUAUAAAUUUAAGCCAAUGCCACUUUGAGAUCUCAGCACCAAGCCGUUGCCUUUUGUUUGAUUAUUGGUAUGAGAGCAAUGAGAAAUGCUUUCUCACCGUCCUUUAGUCCGUAAUCCCCUUAAUGUCAAAUCUCAGUUGUGAAAGGCUGAGGUUUCCCCUGUGUGAGCUCAAUGUCAGAUGACAGUGCACAAUCCUCCUAAACUAAGGUCAUGAUAUGAUUCCUCUUCAGUUCAUGAGCUGUUGUUUAUGAAACGUUGUGAGAGUGCUGUUUUAAUCUGCAUGAGUGGAUGCAGCAAAAAUGUGGUCACAGCUAGAGUUUUUUUGAGGAGAUUUUGAGUCCGUGCAGUGAUUUCCACUUCAGAGUCAUGUCUGUUUGUAAUGCCGUGCUGCCUGAGGAAGAGAAGAUCAUUGAAGAUCAUGGCCAUUUAGUAUUGGUUAUCUAGUCUUGUUCAUUUUUGUACAGGAGCUUUUAUUGCAUUCAUUAAGGAAACAGAAAUUUUGCUCUGACUUAAUAAACUAUCGAGAUUUUCAAAAGAGCUUUUAAGGAAAUUUUAAAAAAUGUUCAAUUUUUUUUUUUUCAGUUAACAAGAUCAUUUCUUUGUUAAUUCAGAAUAACAGAGUAAAAUUGAGUGUUACAUAAAAUGUUUAUCCAAUUCUGGGAUCAUUUUCUUGUUAAUUUAAAAAUUCAGGGCAGAAAGUUUCAAUUUGCAAAACACUCAUCUUGUAAUUCUAAGAUAAUUAUUUGGUUAAUUUAGAAAAAAUGAAAAAAAAAAUGUAUCCAUACAGUUGUCUCAUAAUUUUGAGAUAGCUAUCUUGUUUAUUCAGAGAAACGGAGCAGAAUAUUAUUUCAAGAUUUCUUCAGAUUCUCUGAAUAUUUAAUGACAUAUAGGCCUACUGUAAAUGAUUACUUUAUUAUUACUAAUGUCAUUAUUUUUUUACAAUUUUAUGUCAAGGAACGCUUUUCUGUAAUUGUUUAAUUCUUUGCUCACACAGUCUCUCACAAAGAGGUAAAUCUCUGCCCAUCUGUACUUCAUGUUGCAAGUUGACCUGAUUCAUUUCGAGGUGUUUCUCCAGGUGUUUUUCUAAACAUUUUACAUUUUUUGGCGUUUUGUUGUCCCUACUGUGAUUUUUUUCUUGAUAUGUUACCAGCAUACAAUUUAAAAUAUGCAGUUUUUCAAUAUAAACAUUCCGUUUCAACAUCUGAUAUUUUGUCUUUAACCCUUUUAUUUAAAAUAUAGUAUUUAUAUGAUUUGUAAACCAUCACUUUAUUUUGUUAGCAUCCUAACUUUUUUGAAUCGUGGUGGUAGCAGUACUUUAGCGUUAUUAUAAACGACAUGCAUUAGCCUGAAAACCUGCCUUGUUAUCACAGUCACAGAAGACUUUACUCUCCAUUUAUUUCGUUUAAUCUAUCAUAAGAUCACUGUCAAUAGUUUUUUAUGACAGUUCACCAAUUAUUACCCAAGUGAUGAAUCCUUCUCAACAAUAGCUGAGAUAAUACCGACUGUAAUGUACAGAUGAUUUGUAUUGAUCACAACAUCCGUCACUGUCCAAGUCAGUGUUUACAUCCCGCUCUUAAAGCUAUAACUCAGCGAUGCAGACAGCAAUCCAGUGAGGAAGAACAAGUGGAGGUGAAGCGCCUAUGCAUCCAUUCAGUGAUUAAGAUUGUGCUCUCGUGACGUAUGUGAGCGCCUCUGAUGUAGCCGAUCUCAGUCUUGACAGUAUAGCUCUCGGUGGAAAAGGCUCAGUGAUAGGCUGUUACACCCAAUGUUUCCCCUGUCUAUGUGUGUAUGUGUGUGUUUUUGUGUGUCCGUGUUGGUGCAGCUGUCUUGACAGCGGCAUGAUGGCUGUGGGUGAUGGAGUGCUCACAGCAGGCAGACCGGAGUAAUGAGUAGUGCUUGGCUGCAGCUGAUACUCCAGGGUCAGGCUCACCUGAAAUGGAUACCUACUCAUGCACCCACACAGCCGCAACCUCGCCCUCUUACAAUAAACUUAAAGCGUUCCAGAGGACACUCAUAUCACUUCAUUUAUCUAGCGUUUUUAGACCACCCUGCCUCUAAGAGUAUGAUGUAUGAAUGAUGCUAUCCAGUCUUUAAUAGCCGAAGCCCUUCAUCACUGUGUCAGAGGUAUUGACUGAGGUUUUCAUAAAUGUUGCUGUGGAAAUUGACAAGUUUAAGAGGAUUGCGCCCUAAGGAGAUAAAUCCCUCUGUAUUUAUCAUGGCUGUUGUCUUGUCGAAGCUUGCAUGUAGUGCCUGUGGUCAUGGAUACGGUCGCUCAGGGCUUACCAUUAGAUCAAUAACAUGUUCCGAGCCAUCUCCUGGGUUGUUUUCCCCUUUGGCAGACAUAUGAUCAGAGGGGGUUUGUCUUUAAUAGCUACGAGGGCAGAUAGGUAGAGGGACUAUUAAGGCACAACAGUGGGAGAGUCCAGUUAUUAUUGCCUGAUGGAUCCAGAAUAUGGCCAUCAAGCGUUACCUGUCCUUUUAAAACAGAUGGGACUGUCAUAGAAAUGCAAGGUGCCGCUUUAUUUCAGUUGUGUACGGACAGGCUCCUGUAAAACAUGAAAUAGACACUGAAUCUUGAACUAUGAAAUAUAUUGUAUGCUAAACAGACGUAAACAGAAGCAAGAUUUUGCAGCCCCUUUUCAUCAGUGAGUCUGGUCCUGCUCAAAGCCUUCAAAACAGUAUGGACAUCCAUUCAAAAGAGCCUAACUCUGCAGCAAGAAUAAACAUGUCUGCAGUCAGUUCAUAAAAGGUUGCCUGUCUGGAUUGAUGAUUUCUCCAUUCAUACACAAAUUACACUGCAGAGAAUUUUUCUACAACCUAUAAAUUUUUCUGAUUUCAAGGCUAAGGGUCAACCAAUAUUGAUUUGUCAGGGUCGAUACAGAUCCAUACAGAUUAUUGGCAGUUCAUGAGACUGAUAGUGGGCAUAAAUUCACAGUGUAAAUGAAAAACUCUCUGAGCAAAAACUUUGCCUCUGUGCCUUUAGCAAAUCUUAUCAGGUCUGAAUUUUCCAACAACCUCAUUUACUCAAAGCCUCCAUCAGAUGUCUACAGCCAUGCCAACACCUUUGUUAUGCCUACAGUGACGUGCUAACAUGCUACUGUACAACAUAGCUAGAGAUUUUACAUAUCUGACUUUUUGCUUUUUAACAUAAUGAGACAAUACCAAGAACCUCUCAAAAACAGUACCUCUAAAUAUUGAAUAUCUUGUUGAAAGAAAGCACUAAUUGAGGCCCCAACUAAACGAAUGCGGAUAUAUUUCAAACCGCACAUAUUUAUGUCCGAUUAGACCACACCAAAACGGGAGUUUGGAACACACAAACCGGAUGAAUCUGAAUCCGAAAAAACAAGUGGAGAAAUAAAAAAAUAUCCGUAUAAGUGGAUUUGUGUGGUUGAACUUUUACGGAUCGAUGACGUCAAACCGCAGCUUGCGCAUGCGAAUUAAAAAGAAAAACAACAACAACAAUGGCGGACAUACAGGGUAUUCUUUAUGUUUGUUUUGCCCUUUUGGGGCUAAUUUCAGUCUUGCAAGUGAACCUUGUAUAAACUUCCGUAUGUCAAAGCCAUCGCUGGUUUCUUUGGCUGAGAACUAACACGUGUGGACAGAUACAUUUAUUUAGACGGGAGUACAAAAAUAUCCUGAUAAAUAAAUAUCUAUAUACAUGUAGUCCGGGCCUUAAUUUACAUCCUUGUUUGCUAACUCUUCAUUAUGUUUGUUUGUUAUUGUCGGAAGAGACCUGUGAGACCAGCGAUGAAGAACGUGGGAGCUGAUGAAUUAUAAUACAAGAUCAGAGCAUUGACUAGCAAACUUUACUUUAGCUUUCAGCCAAAUCUUUGUUUGUGAGUCAGAUCAGCUGUUAUCCCUGAGUCGGAUCCAGAUCCCACACCUUGUUGUGAGCGAGAAGAAGCCGAACGCUUCCAAAGCACAGUUAAGCUGUGUCUCAUUUAUUUGGACCGGGAAAUGAUAUUGAUGAGCCUCUCUACUCUGCCAAGUCACUUCUCUGUUAAUCAAGCUGUCUGUGAUCUUUAUUUGUCCGAAAACGUCUAUUUGUAGUGUCUGUUGAGCUGUCGUAUGUAGUCCAAAGCCUGUUAGUGGAACAAAAACCAUCUUUUUGAAAAGCGUCCCAUCUGGCAGAGGGAUCCAUUGAGAUCAAAUUAAAAGUAAAGUGAGUUCUCUAUCAUCUAACGGUUCUUUCAGUCCGUCAGCUUUUUAGCUGCUAUCUCUCCAGUCUACAACUGCAUUUAAAGGAUAUCGCUGACAAAAUGUAAUCUAUUCUCAGUACUAUAGGUACACGCACCAGCUUAAACUUGAACCACAUUAUCGCUCAUUGCAUUGAAACCUUGUGAAAAUCCAACAGGACUAAAGAUAAACAGUAAGAUGCUUUAGUUCUGUCUGUUGAAGGUCCAAACAAAUAAGGACCUCCAUAUUGAUUUAAGUAGAAUUGAACUCCCUGUUCUGUGUAUUUAGUUGAUUUAGUUCUUUAUUUCUUACCACUUACUGCAUUAGGAAGUUUACCCCAGUCCAAAUACAAAUGGCCAAACACAAAUCCUUUUUAUCCACGAGCAUCAUGUAGUUAAGAUAAGACACCAUGUCCUUUUCUUAUGAAAGUGAUCUAUUCAUGCUGUCACACACUAUGAGAGUGAUUCCUGUUAUUCUUGGAGUAAAAAAUAACAAAUCCAUAAACUGAAACUUGCUUUGGUCAAAAAAAUAAAUCACAAUGCUUUUCCAUGACUAGCCGAGACCACCUGCAGUGCUGGGCUCAUUGGUUUGUGCUGCAGCUAUCUGUCCUUGUUGAACCAGCGAACUCGGCGCCUUAUAAUUCUGCUUGUGAAGAACCUGAUCAGCAGGACGCCUGUACAGCCCUCUGAUGUUGCUAAGCUGUUUGCAGUCUGCUGUCAUGUCCUUUAGUGUCGUGUUUCUCGUCUUUGCAGUCUCUCGCUCUCUCUGACUCUCUCUCUCACUGAGUCUGCUGUCACUGACACUAUCCAGUCGUGCUUUAAGAUAGCUGAGAUUAUGAACGGACAUAUGGUCCAGAUGUUUAAACAUGUUUAAACCCCCCUGCUGAGGGGAUGUUGUUAUUGUUGCAAAUGUAUUUUACUCCCAGUCACUCAAACAAUCUGAUUUAUUCUUACUAAUGUUGCAGAUUUCCUUUCCUAGAGUUCCUCUUGUCCACUUUAGCUGUAACUACAUUUAUUUUUGUCAUUUUUACAUGUGAUGGCGCAGCAAAAAGACUCAGUAUAACAAGUGCAGAUUUCUACACUGCAGCGCUGAGGCUUAUGGGAUCACUGAUCUACUGAAUACUUUGUCAGGGGUUCGUUUUCUGCAUUUCAUUACUCUCUUAAUUCCCAAUCCUUUCUCAAAAUAAAGCCCAGACAGAACCUUUAAAGAAGGCGCCUCAGCCUGGCAACUUUAAACACAAUCAGUAUCAGAAGAAAGUGUGUGUCAUUUUUAACAUAAAUGCAUUUGAUUCAUAACAAACUCUGGAAAGUGCUGGUGCUUGUGUACUGGACUUCUUUACAAUGAGGUUUGUGUAAAUAGAAAGAGAUAGUGCCAAUGUAUGCAAAUAACCCUGUUUAAAUUCAUGCAAAUAAUACAAAGGCUCCGAGAUGCUACACACUAUGAAAGCAGUUAAAGGGGCAUUUCAGCCUUUCACUUUGCAAAUGACACAUGUUCAUGCUUCUUAUUUGUAUAUUUGUUUAGUGCUAUCCCUCGAUGAAUUCCUUCCUGAGGGUUUGAGAACUGCUGAAAACAAUGUGAGCUUUGAUUGAUUGGUGUUAAGAGUCCCACUCCGAUAGUUUUUGUAUGUGUUAUCAGUGGUGUUUAAACUGUGAUUAUGAAGUUUUUAGCCGAAAUUAUGUUACCUAUGUCAUUUUCAAGAGCUUUUCUUCUGCAGAGCUCCAGUAGAUCAUUAGCAAUUUGCCUCUGAGUCGUGGGCGAAGACAGCGCUGCUCUGCACACUUCUCCUCGAGUUAGCUUGCAACCUUAAUUAGUAUAAGAAGCAGGUAACAUAGGAGCUAUCCAGCUCUCGGACACUAAUGUCUUUAGGGGCAUGAUGAAGGUUAAUAUCAUAAUUAGCUUUCUUACAAACGUUGUAAUCCGCUACCGCACACGCUUGUUUUGCGAUCGUCCUCUGUAUUUCUCAGAGUGUGACCUGCAUAGCAGGGUUUUGGGGGCGGAGCUUGGAUUGGUUACGUAGGUAAUCUCACUGUAUCUGAUCCUGCUGUUUGGGUGUGCCAGAGACUGACAGCAAUUUGAAUGAAGAAAUAAUCAAAAAUGCAAUUUCGCACUUCUUUUUCUCAUGAUAUGUCCUCUAGUAUCAGAAAAAUGCCAUAUCAACAGUUAGACAACAAGAAAAACAUGAUUUUCAUCAGAGUGGGUCUUUAAAGUGCAAAGAAAUGUGACCUUUUGCAAUCUCUAGUCCGGUCCAACUCUGAUAAACUGUUAGCUCUAAAUUGACAAGGUGCACAGUCAAAACUCUUAAAAGCUCACCUUGCUAACUAGCUAUUUUCAUUCCUGAACCUUGAAGCACCUUUGCACCCUUGUUCAUUUCCCCCCCCUCUUCACCCCUUAACAAAUAGCAUCAACCGAUAUAAGCUGUUGAAAUGUAUCCUGCGCUUGUUUGGACGUAUCAGACUUUUAGCUCAGGAUUUGAGAGUCUGUUUACAGGAUCAGUCACUCAAGAGAAGAUAAAGGAGCAGGCUUUAUUAUGCUAACAGAGUUUACACAUCUUCAUUUUGCAUAAACACAAACGGUCUCAUCCAUGCUCACAUCUGCCAAAUUCAGUGCUGCUACUUAGCACGCGAUACCUAUUUUCCCUGGAGGGCAGUGCCCAUUAGUGCGUGAUUGACAUCAUUGAAGUUUGUUAUGUAAUCCACGGAGGGACAAGGACGUCGUUUUCUUGUGCUCUCUCUGUCAUCUGAGUUUAGCAGCAGUUUUUCCCCUUUUGGUUCGGCUCUGAGGCCAAAUGAUUCAGAGAAGCUGUCACAUGACACGAGAUAAUGAGUCGCCCGCACUGCUGCAGCAUGACAGCAAGGAGGUCUGCUCAAAUACAUUGCAGCAAAGUGUGCCUUAGCGUCCAAGGACAAUGCUUUGUCACUUGAAACUGCCGUAUGCACUGUGUGGCAUUGAGUGUGUGUGUGUGUGUGUGUUUGGAUUUCGUUUAUGUGCUGUUUGGCUACCUGAAUGAGAUUUAAAUAUGAGAAGUGUGUGGAAGGAAGUGAAGGAUGGCCUUCAUACAUAAUGAACUUUGAUAUACUGCCAAGGAGACUUGUCAGAGUUGCUUUAUGUCAAGAAUCAGUGCCAGCUCCAAGAAGUUGGAUACAAGUUCUGGUUUGCGUGAUCCGCACUCCCUUAAAACGUCGCACUCGUGUAAUGACCUUUAUAAGUGAUUUGCACAAUAGUUUCCAGGUGUAUAUCAUGUGUCCUUAAAAGGUCUCCUUUUACAUGAGGUGCGAUGUGUUGUUUUGAGUUUUCUCUGACAGCCACAAGGCAAAUGAUGGUCUCGAGUGGAUUAUAAUCUUCAACACUGACUGUUCAUCCCAGACCGCAGGAGCUCGGGAUUUCUCAACAGUGCCGUUAAAUUGUGUUAAAUCCUGCCAGCCAACAGGAUAGAAAUUGUUUGACUCCUUUCAAGCGGUGCUGUCGAUCGGUGCCCUUUAUUAAGUCUGUCUUCGUAGAGACGGCUAAUUAUUCCAAGAGCAGUUUGGGCUCACAAGCAAUGAAUGGAAGGAAAAUGGUUAAGAAUAGAUACAGCGUGUUUGGCGGUGUACUGACCUUUAGUCUUAAAACUAGGUCAACGGUGACAACACUCUGGGGCCGUCAUCUCCCAAAAUGCAGUUCAGUAAAAGCAGAAACCAAAAGCAGAUUGUCACCAUUUUGUCCAAGAAGUGAAAAAAACCUUAUUCAGAGUUUGAUUAACAUUUUUUACAACAAUGAUCAUUUGAAAACGAGUCUCAACAUUUAAUGUCUCAGCUAGGGCAGUUUAGAAAAUCUAAUAUUGUUCUUCUACUUCCCAGUUUUAUUGUGGCCCUUUUUUUGCCAUCAGCCGGUUGAGUUUUUGUUAUUAGUUUUAGAUUUUCAUGAGAAGAACAAAAAUGCUCACCAGGAGGGAUGUAAUAACAGCAGGUUAGAAGGGAAUGAACAUUUUAAAACCACAAAUAUUACAGUUAAAAUGAAAAUAGUCAUCAAUGAUACAUUUUUACAGCUUCUCUUGUUGAGGCUGUUUGUUUAAGAGAAUUAAAUCUGAAAAUCAGACUCUGGAAAAAGCUUCAUAUUGACUUGAUUUAAUGAUUUUGCUGAUUAUCCCUCCUGUAGAGAGACAUGGAACAUCAUUAAGUCUCUAUUAAAAUCAUUCAUACAUGAUUUUUGUUAUCACAAAUUCUCUUUUAAUUCUCACUCUAAUUGACUUGACUUUAUAAAUCUUUCAAAAGUUUCUAAAAUUCAGCUUGAGAUAGUUAUAAAAUGAAAAUAAUGAGGGGAGUAUUGGCCCAGAUGAAAAUAAAACUUAUACAAAGUCAUUUUAAUGAGUUAAUUAAUUAUGAUUAUGAGAAAGUAAGACAUAAAGUUGAAAUAAUUUUUAAAAAUUCAUAAUUACAAAGUAAAACAGCCUUGUAACUUUCUAUUUGAUCUUAUUCUAACCCUUGUAAACUCUUCAUUUUUCAUCUCAUAACUAUGAGAUACUGUCUAACCACUAUAACUUUCUUUUUUUUUUUACAAUUAUUUACAAUUAUUACUUUUUAUCACAAAAAGGAUUUAACAUUUCAGGGUUUUUAUUUUCAAAGAAAAAUCUCAGCUGUUUUAUUUAUAAUGACACUUAUUUUUUCAAAAAGAUUUGUUUUGGCCUCUGUACUUCAGAAGAAUUUUACCUUUUUUCUAUCUUUAAUGACUUUUUUUUUAAGUAUUAAAAAUUACUUUAAAUACGUUUUUUAUCAUGAGAAAUAUUCUGAUUUUUCUCUGCAAUGCUGUGAUAUACUAAGAGUAUGCUUGUGUCUGCUUUUUUUCCUUUUUCUGUAUCUAUCUUUAUAAAAGACUUUGUUGUUGAGUGUAGUGCAUCUCAGGUUAUACAGUAUUAUGCAAUAGCCAUUUAACCUUUAAAAUGCCAGACUAUUUUUAGCUGAACACUUUAGCGGAAUAAUGGCCUGAAUGUAGAAACACAAACAAGCACCAUCAGAGCAGUAAUACUCUCUGAACUGAGACUAAUGUCUACAGUAGGGUGUAGCACUGGCUCAGCAGUAAAAGGCCACUCGUCACGAUGUUUUUUCUUUUUUUUUUUUUGCAUUUGCUAACGCUCGGCUGGGCCUUCAGACAGAGUAUCGGCCCGUGUUCUCAUAAAUGUACUAUACAUGUCUGUGUUCAGCAUCUUAGUCUUUUCCAGAGCAGAAAGAGCAGGGAAAAGAUCAGUCUGGCCACUCAUGUGUAUUCAGGCAGAAGGAACAACAGCCGGUUGCUUUCUGUAGCGACCAUAGUGACUUCUAUCUUCCUCCUCCCGUUUCGAAAGACCAUGCAGAAUUAACCUGCCUGCUCGGGAGGUGAGCAAAUCUUCUGUUCUCGCAUUCCUGUGCGGAGUACCAACACUCGCAUAAACACACACGCACAGACAAACACACACUGGAGGCACUAACACAGCGUGAGGACAACACAAGGCUGCAUGCACACAGCACGUGCACACUGCAUACGACCCCAUCAUGAAUAUAGAUAGUAAUGAGCUUUUCUUCUGUAUCUGGCUUCAUGCUGCUGAGAAGGGAUUGUCCCUUAUGGCAGCGACAGCACUGUCACCAAAUGAAGAUAUGCAGUUCAUCUAAAAUUGAAUAUCACCCUGGCUAGGAUCCAUAAUUCAUUAUCUAAGUGGAGACGUGACUCUCAUGAAGUGGAUGAGAUUUAAAGGCUCAGAGGGAGGGGUGGAUAGAACAACGGCCCACACCAGGUGCCCUCAUUCAAACGGCAGCCGAGAUCACUCCCUCUGUGUCUCCCGUAAACCUCCAGGAGGUGAGGUUCAAGGCUUGUCAUUUCAGGAGGUUAUCUCAGUCUUCUAAAGAGCUGCCUCAGUCCCCGCUGUUCACUGCUUAUGCUAAUGAGCACAAGGAAGCACUAAAAGCUUUUAAUUUACGCAGUUUGACACUGUGCCAUAGGUGAUAUGUCUAAUAUAAAAGCAGAGCACUAGUAAGUAAGGGGAUAAAACAUGCACAGUGUCAGAGUUCACUUCAUUUGCAUUUCUUAAAGCAGUAAAUAAAUUUAAUGUGGCUUUUCAUGUUGUUGCAGAGAAGUGUAUAACUUGUGAACUGGGAAAUGUGGGUGUACUCUGCUACAACAAUUCUUGUCUGUGACAACCAGCAGGCUAAGUUUGACCUUUUGCUUUACAAUUAUGACUUUUUAGUACAAAAAAAAUAUAAAAAAUUUCAGGGUUUUUAUUUUCGAAGACAAAUCUCAGCUAUUUCAUUCAUAAUGACAAAAAUGACUUCCAUUGAUAAUGCUUUAUAAAUAUGUGUACAUGGAUAUUGUACAUAGAUUUGUUUGGCCUCAGUACUUUUAAAGAAUUUUAACUUUAAAAUUUGCUUGCUAACAUUUAAAACAAAGAGUAAGUCUGUAGAGAAUAAAACGUUCCUGAGUGCAUGAAUGUGUGAACCUUAAUUCAGAUCAAUCCGUCCAAUAGCUUUACUUUAACCAAAUUUAUCACCUUCAUGGUUGUGCAAGGAUACAUCAAAUGAUGGUUGAAAUGGAUGAUGAAUCAUCUGGGGACCAUUUCUUUGUUUUUUUGAUAGUAUUAUUUACACUUAGCCUUUUAACCCCUAUGGUGGUGCAAGGACACAUCAUCUGGGAACCAUAAAGGAAAGUAUCAAUUUAUCUGGUAGAAAUAAGCCAGUCAAUCAGGAUGAUUAUUGGCAUCAUAUUGCAGUCACCUUUCCUCAAUGGAAACCAAUAUUUCCCAUCUCAUGCUAUCAGCAUUUAUCUAAAACAGUCUCUAGAUAGUGUUUUAACUCAAUAUGUAGUCAUGGUGUGACCCAACAGCAACGCCUAAGACAAAGAAAAUGACAGUGAGGUUUAAACAAACAACACAACCAAAAUAUAAACGAACAAACAAACAAACUAAUAAAUAAAAAAGCAAACCAACCCUGGCAAAAAUUUCCAUAUAGUGGAAACGCACCUCUCACCAGGGUACAGAGUGUUCUUACGCACUGCUCUCUCUAGUGCAUUGGAAGGUCGUUUCAUACAUAUCACCAUAUAUCUGCUUAUUGACUUUAAUUCUUGGAGUCUCAAUCAGGGAUCAUUUUAUUAAUAUAAAUAUUGAUUAAGUCUCGUCACUUAGCACCUCUCAUUAACAGUAAGGCAAAUCAUAGUCUUUAUCAUGUAUACUGGUAUAUUGUUUAUCCACGUUUGCUGGAUUAUCUAUUAAGUGUUGUAUGUUAGAGUUGAUUGGUUAAAACUGAUUUAAAGUAUGUCAUUAAAUCUGGAGUGCUGUUGUGGGCCGGUGAGCACUUUUAAAACUGAUUUAAUCCAUGUCUGUGGCUGGUUUUAAAGCACUACAGUUCAUUAAGUGUAAUUUAACACAGUGGUGAGUAAAAAGGAGUAAUCUACCUGACUGUUACUGUUACUCAGAAAUCUUCUCUCACCCUGUAGUAGCAGCUGCAUCCAGUUUACCGCUAUGAAUAAUUCAAACGAUACACAAGGCCACAUUUAAUUUAGAUAUUCAGAGCUGCUAUGUUUACUGCGUCAUCCCUCUCACAGUCAGCACUUUUUUUCCCGUUUUGUGUUAAGCUGUGAGCGAGGAGGAGGGUGUGAGGAAGACAAUGAGAUGAAAGAGGGGAAGAACAUGAGGGAAGCGUUUAUGCAGCAGGGAAGAUAAGAGAGCGCUUGUGAGAGCACCGCGAGCUGCAGCUCUCAGGUAGAUUGUUGGGAGAUGUACAUCUCUCUGUUGUCACAGUGACAUAAUGAAACAACAGGGAAACAGACAGGACCUGAGCGUUCACACUGUAGCAUAUCACUGUUGGACAACAUAAUUGAUAGCCCUGCCCCCAAUUAGAAUACUAAUUAUACCUGCUGCUUUGUUGGAGCUGUCUAACCCUGGGGGUUAAAGGGGAAGUUUUGUCCUUGCUUUUCACCCUAAAAUUACCAUAAUGAUAGCAAUUACAUCACCGUACAAUAAAUUAAAUGCACAUUAUCACCAGCCGACAACUCUACACACUCUUUUUACCAGAGGUCGAACAGCUGAAAUGUCUGUAUUGUUUAGUCAGCUUUUCAGAUUUUACUCACACAUGCUGAGGUUAAAGGGAUAUUCAGGUGUAAAAUUAAUUUAGGGUCAAACACACCGUAAUGUCGAGUUAGACACCACCUUGAGAGAUGAAUGUUGCUGACCGCUUGUUUCUCUAGUUAUACCAACUUUAGUAACGACUGCAGGAUAACGAUACAUGGCGGUCUCAGGAGCCAUAAACAAACCUCAACAAAAAGCCACUCUAUAGCCACAAAUAAUGCUCAGAACAGCACCUAACUUCAUCAACAGUACAUAUAGGGUCCUAGCCAAAGUACUAGCCACCAAACAUCCUUUAGCUUUGCCUAAUUUCUUUAGCAAAGAGACUAAACACAACUCACCUACUCUCUUCCCGCAGCCGCUUGUUUGUAGCGGGACCUCAGGCCAGUCCAUUAAGGACUGCUGUGGGGUGACGCAGCUCAAGGAAGAACAUUAAAGAUCAUUACUUUAUCAUUUCCUUGAAGUGAUAAUCAUCAUAUUAAUCAUUUUGCUCUGCAGACGCUGUAGUUCUUCUGCCAUAGCAUCUCGGUCUGUUUGCAUUUCCAUGAAGAGAUGAUCAUAAAUGUUCUUCCUUGAGCUGCAUCACCCCUGCUGUAGUCCGUAAGGGACUGGCCCGAGGCCUCAUUACAAACGAACGGCUGCCGGAAGAGAGUAGGUGAGUUGUGUUUAGUCUCUUUGCUAAAGAAAUUAGGCGAUGUUAAAAAGAUGUUGGCUGGCUAGUGCUGUGGCUAGGACCCUAUAUGUACUGUUAAGGAAGCUAGCUGCUGUUUUGAGCAUUAUUUAUGGCUGUAGAGUUUUGGUUGAGGUUUGUUUAUGGACCCUUAGACUGCUGUGUAUUGCUAUUGUGCGGUCGUUACUAAAGUUAGUAUAAUUAGAGAAGAAAGCGGUCGACAACAUUCACCUCUCGAGGGGGUGUCCAACGCGGCGUUACAGUGUGUUUGACCCUGAAUUAAUUUUACGUUGGAAUAUCCCUUUAAAUAAUGCUGGAUUGAGGCUGUCUGAAUAAAUGAGGUCAACAGUACAAGAUCACAGCAGCCAAAGUUGGACACAGAUAGACUUAUGCUUCUGUGAGCACUCCUCUCUCACUGCAGGACACGUCAGUCUGCACUCACAGCUUUAAUUAUCCAGAAAGAUGUCUUUGCUGCACAUCAAAACAUGCAGGGGACGGACACGCAGGGGCACACGCAGGUGAUCCAGAAAACAUGCAAAGCUGGCCCACCUCUCAACCUCUCAACACGGACAAACACGUGUCAAAACGGAUCGACCGGAGAUGAAUGAUGAGACAAGAGGACUCUGCGGCCUCUUUUGUGUUGCCGCAUAGCCUACGUAUAUUUGUCCACGUAAUAACUGUCCUGUUUCAUUUUGAGCAGGUCUAAAGAAAGCUGUGAUGACUCAUACAGAGACUGUUGGCACUCAGAGGGAAACCUUAAUGCUUGGAGGCUGAGCGCUGUGAUGGACUUUACCUCUUCUGAAUCAGCGCUUUUAUCAGGGAACAUUUCUGACCAUCAUUAUUUUGGGGAACAUAAAAAAAGCCUGUCCUGUGAAUAAUUGAAGACUGAGUUUAAAAAAAAACCUAGUCUAGUUUGUCUAGGAGAUAACGCAUAGCUGGCUUGAUGUUGUCUGAAUUACUCAGCAGAGAGCUAGCUCAAUAUCUCAAACAGCAGCUUGGUCUUUGGUCUAAGUGUCAAAUUCUUGCUUUGAGGGAACUUAAACGGCACAACUUCCUACAACAAAUGACUCCUUUGAGUUUAAAAGACAGCUUUUGCGAUGGUGAGAGGAUGCAAAAAUGCCAUGCUGCCAUCCAGACACAGACGUUGUUUUGAACAACAGUAUGGCUCCGUAGUAGAAGGGUCCAGGUGCUAAACUGGCCUGUCUGCAGUCCCAGCUUGUCAACCACUGAAAAUACUUGGUGCGUCAUGAAACAAAAAAAGUACAACCCCAAACUGAUGAGCUGCUUGAAAUGUUAAAUCAGACAAGAAUUAAAAACAGCAUCUCACUUUCAAAACACAGAAGCUGAUCUUCUGGGCUUUCUUGAAGUUUCCAGUGUUUUUGGAAACAUGCUGUUGGCAUUAACUUGAAAAUGAGCGUGUGUGUGUUUUAAAUGGUUGUCAUCCCACGUCAUCCCAAUAUUCUUUAAAAUGUGGCCUUUCAGAAAUACUUCUGUUUGUAUUUUUAAGGGCAUGUGGGUAUUUUUCUAUGACAGACAUGGUAACAAAUCUUAUUCCGAUUAUCUUGCAGUAUUUUUAGGAUCACAGUAUCUUAUCGUAUCGAAGAUAUUGCCUACCGUGUAUAUUGUUUGGUAUUGUGAGUCGCAAGGCAAUUCCCUAAACCACCUUCCAGUUAAAUCCAAUUUUAGCACUCCAAAGUUCUCAUUAUGAAAGGCAGUUUUAGCAAAGCCUUUGGCUCCAUAAUUAACACCAGUCUAAUGUUGGACCAUUUUUACCUACAACAUAUCAGUCCUGUGCACUCUGGCCUCACACAUUACAGAGCCACCGUGUCAGAGCAGAUUCAUGUUCACACCCUUUCCUGUCCCUGUAAGUCUCGUCUCUCUAGCCUGCCUCAGGUCCUGCCAGUCUCACAAACUUUUAGAUCAAUAUGAUGAGCGUCAGAAUCCGUCAUCUCCUGGGAAUACACUGAUAUGAAUUUAAAGACAGCAUAUACUACUGUAUAUUUCCCUCAAAGAGUCUCAUUUUAUGUCAUCUCCCUUAAAAAAUACACCAUGUUCCUGUUACAACAGCCACAUCCCUCACUGCUACACUUCCCUGUGACAGAGUGCCUCUUUAGUAUGGAGGUGGGAAUGGACAAAAGCGACUUGGGAACCAAGGGCUCAGCAAGAUUUGUCACAUUUUGACACUCGCUUUGCUCCAGUAACCCGUGUCACACUGGGUCAACGUAAUCCACCCCAUUUCUGCAGACAGAUAUUUCCCGAGCAGAUGGGAUGAUAGAGGUCGGUGUGCGGUUGGUGUCUUUAUGUGUGAACCUAAGCUGCACAGGUAGUGAGAUUUAGCACUUGGGUGAAGUCGCACCGUGUGGACCAGGCACUUAAGUGUUUGGAGGAGUCAAAAAGGAGGGUUUGAUCUUUGCUCUUUUGUCUUUUUUCUCUGUUUUUUCUGUCACCAAUGGAGCUGAUUCAUCAGUCUUAACUGAUGAUUAUUGGUUAUCGAUCACACAAUGUGAUAUGAUCCAGGCUGAUACAAUGUUAUACAAUAUGAUCAGUAUAAUACGAUAUAAUUUGAUAGGAUAUGAUAUGAUCAGGAUGGUACAAUGCGAUCAGUACGACAUGAUACAAUACCAUAUGGUGCAAUAUAAUACGAUCUGGUACGACAUGAUACAGGAUGAUUUGAUACAAUUUAAAGCAAUGAAUUACUGACAGUAUGACAUGAUAGGAAACAAUCAGUACAAUACAAUACGAUAAGGACAAUACGACACAAUACAAUAUGAUAAAAUACAAUAUGAUAGAAUUCAUUUGUAUUAAAUAUAUUUCAUAAUAUUUAUGUAUAAUAGUCCCUUUAGGUUAGCCUUGCCAAAAGACAAAACCUGAGGUCGUUGUCUUUGAUAUAUCUUGGAUGCUUAAAGCAACAGACCUGACAUCCAAUGUGUUGACAGAUCAGAGGAUGUGUCUCUACCUGUUAAUAUCGCAGCAGUGGAAAUGACUUACUGAACUGCACAAACGCACUACAUUCAGUGUAAAUGUUCCUUUGUGCUCAUUGUAAUGGGUAUACACAGAGCAAACUGAGUAAUUAACAGCUCUUAAAUGUGUUUUUCACGCUUUUAUUCGCCUUUUUCACACUGAAUUUGAUACAGAGUGAACAAACGUCUGAUGGAGUUGCACAUAAUGGGUAUCGUGUGUUGCGCUAACGAAGGCCUUUAAACAUCAAAACUUUCAUUGCAAUCUUAUAAAAAAAGCUGCCACAAAAUCAGGUGUCCAAAGUCCUGACAAUGGCAGAAAAAGCCUUUGAAAUCCAGCUCACACACUUACACCUGAACGGCACACACGGGGAGCUGCAAAGCCGAAAAAGUAACUUUCAGAAGCCGUCUCAACCAGUGUUAUCACCUCCCCCUGGGAUGCUCUGAUUAACUAUUCCUAACCACUGAGAUUUAUGUGCCGCUUCUUUUACAUAAUUCCUUAUCUCUGCCGCUAUGAAUAAUUCAUGUGAAACCGGAGAAGUGAGAAGACAUUGUGCUGGAGAGAGCUGCGUGACGAGCCAGGACAUCGUGCCGGGGUCUUUGUUGUAAGUUUGUGACCUGAGGUAAAUACUGGGUUUAUAAUUAGACAGCUUUUCUGGAAGGACUUGGGAUAAAAAGCAGCUCUCGUGUCACUUCAGCUUUAGGGAUAAAUAAACUGUAUCUCAGAUUAGUAACACACUUGUAUGUUCUGUCAUAAACAGAUAUCUUUGGUUUUUAAAGUUGGUGUAAUCAUGCUUAAAAUAAGGGUAACUGUGACAGUCAACGGGCACCAUCAUUUUACCAUGUCCCUGCUUCAGUGACUCAGGUCACAGUCACAUGUCCUUUUUAUAUCUCUUUGUCACCAUGCAUGGCUUAACUUUCAUUUAACUACAUUAGCAUUUUCUGCUUGUGUUUGUACUGAAUUCCAAUGUUGCCCCCGAGCAAGGCACUGAACUCUGAUUGCCCUUUAAGCGCAGUUUAAAACAAAUCUUCUAUGGUAUGUUUCAUUUUGCUUUCGUAUGCAUUUCUUCAAUUUGUAUGACCGUCAAGUGACUUAAAUAUGUAAUGAGGAUGGAUGAUAACAUGUGGCUUUAUCCGGAGAGAGGACAGUGAGCCCUUUUUUAGUGAUUAAAGCCUGUAUUCACUUUUACACCCUGCUUUUCAUGCCGUAUGGAUUGGAGACUGGCCGAUUAAUAGGUUCACCAAUUAAGGUCCUUUUGGCAUGAACAUUGCUUAGCAUUUUUGUUUGUCAUUUGUUGGCAUUAUAUCAUUUAAAGAGGUUAUUGUCAUGUGAAUCCAGGGAUUUUCCUGGUUGAUAACUCUUGACCCCCUCCUUGUCACUGAUUUCGACAGCUGCCCUUGUCUUUUCCACCAGCGUUAGUCACCACCUAUUCAGACACUUCUUUGGGAUGCCUUUGAAAACACCAGAGGAAGCCUCUGAAGGAACUUGGUCUACAGGAAACUUCUAGAUGCGCCUGAGAAGUUAAUUGAAAGGAAUCAAAUCCACAGAGUUGACAGAGCUUUAGUCGUCUGGGUUUACGUCAGACUUGCUCUUCAAGAGGUGGUCUUGUCUCUCCUGAGCCAAUCUGAUGCGACUAUUCUAAUGUAAUGUAUUCAGGGGGAGUUUUGGUGAAGGCUUUCUUCUUCUUUGAAAUCAAUUCAAAGUCUUGGCUGUCAGUGAAAUAGCCAAAUGUUUUUGGGUUGGAGCUAAGCCCUUUUCUGCCUUUAUGAAUUUUCAAUCUCUACCUCUAAAUCUUUCACAUACACACACUUCUUUUCUCUCAGUCUGCCUGGCUCUGUCUUCCCUGCCUGCUUUAUUUUCCUUUUUCUAUUUCUCUCCUGUCUCAGAAGUCAUUGACUCAGCCAGCUACCAGAGAAAAUGUUGCAGUUAAACGAAAGAUGUGGAGUUGUUGUAGACCUUGGGGCCUUUUUAUACAGUACAUACACAAUGACUGAAGGUUUGUGAAGGCCCCCUGUGUUUUGUGGGUUUGUGUUUAAUUGUCUCUACUUAUGCAGACCAUGAACGGUUUUUAAGUAUCGUGUCUGCUGUUUGUGAUUUGGUUUUGUGCCAUUAAAAAUGUAAAAAAUAAAUAAAUAAAUGCUUAAACUUUUUACGAACUUUGAAAAACUGUUCGAAAAUGGGAGCAUUUUGCUGCACUUCAAAUGUCUUCAUCUGUUUGUCAUGGCUAAGUGAGACAGGGAUUAAUCUAAAUCAGUCUAGAGUACAGAGCAGUUAUGACUGAUGUACAAUCAUGAGAGGCACAAGUGUUUUUUAAAAUACAAAUCUAGACUUAAACUACAAACACGGUGAACUAAAACUCCAUUAACCGACCGCUGACCAGAUAGGACAUCAAACAGAAGGGGCUUAUUUAAAGCCUCCGCUUUGUGUGAGUGUGUGCAGGUAUCUUUAAAACCUUACACGUGGAUCAGAAGAGCUUUGCAAAUUAUUUUGAGUUUUCCUAAUUAUUGUAGGAUUUACCGGCAAAAGCGGAGAGACUUGAUCUCUUUCUGCCACUUUUCUUGUUAGAAAUAUGUGAAGACAGAGUGGAGAGGUGCAAAAAAGGCGUAAGGUCUGCCCUGGGGUUGAGCCAGGAGUCAAUGUGUACAGAGUGGAAGUGCCUCAGCCAAAAAAGCUAAUCUGACACUUAAACCAGAUGUAUUUCAGAGAGCAAAACAUGUGUGAACUUCUUUAAAUCCUUCAGGAUGCACAUUAUGUUUAACUUAGAGUAGAUGUGGUUAUGUAAGGGAUAGCAUGUAGUAAGCUGGUGGUUAUGCAAAGUAGAAUCCAAACAGGGCAAAACAAGAACAUGACCUGAAGAGGUUCUGUUACGAAUCACAUUAAACUCAAGUCAAAACAUUAGUUUUACUUUGAGGACAACAGAUGCAGAAAAAACAAACAAACACCUAAACAAGAUCCUCCUCCCAGUGACUAUUCUGUUUGCGUUUUCUUCUAACUCAACCAAAACCCAGUUUGUGAUUACUUGUUUCUGUUUUCUUCAAUUUGGUAGAUGUCUCGUUCACUUAGCUCCUUGUGUGGUCUAAUUUCUGUGAAAUGCUUCCACUCUUCUUUUCUUAUCUGUUGACUGAGCAUGCAUUUUCCAUGAAUCUCUCAAAAUAAAUUUAGAGUAAAGUAAAAAAAUCCCUGUUUAGUAAAGUAACCGGUUGUGAUUGGGUCGAUUGGUUUCUGUGUGUCUGUGUGGUAUCCUGGGUAAUUGGGUGUUUUUGGGAGGACAUGCUGAUGUUGAUCUGUUGCCUUGAAAAAUGUUGUGCUGUUUGGUUUACCAGUGCAUGAAUGAAUAAUUCACCAACGCUGCUCCAAGAAGGUUUUCUUAUUUUGAGUAUAUUUUUAAAAACUCAUGGUGUAGUUAUGUUUCUUUUUAAACCAUUAAACUUAGAAUUUAUGGUAGACAAGUGGUCAUGACAGGAAAUCAAAGUCAUGUCUGUGCAGUUUAAUCAAGAAAAGUUGAUGCGUUGAGCUGCAUUUCAUUACCCAGGUGUCUUUAAUGUUAUGGCUGUUCAGUGUAGGUGCCGGUGGCAUGGGUAGCCCACACAUCUGGAGAGGCACCAUUAAAGCUGACAUAUGCCGCCAUCUAGACAAUCCUAUAACAGCGCGGGUUGUAUGUUCACAUAAUGGACUGUCAGGUGAAAAUUGGGUCUUUUGUCACUUUUCCGACAGCUGACUGUGAAAAAUCUGCUUUUUCUUUCUGUUUGAGCUGCUUCUGACCUCUCUGAAGUCUUGUGCGUCUAAAAAGUAAAGACGCAUAUGCAGGCUUUCAUUUACAUUAGACUCAUGCCAGGGAGAUUAAAGGGAAGGCUGUUAUCUCCAGAUCUUAGUGUCAUCCUAAGUGUGAUGAAGAGACAAAACAGCUUGACCCUUGACCUUUUUACCCAGCGGCACUAAAUGAGAUACAGCUGGAGAGGAUGUGAGAUCUGAAGCUGAGUGUAAGCCAAAGGUUUAGGCUCCAUGGAGGGUUAGAGAUCUGCACUUAUUGAAUGCUUAAGUCUCCUUUUGCUACAAUGACAGAAGGUUUUUUUUUUCUUGGUGCUGAUUGGCAGAGAGGUCAGGGUUGAUGGAGCUGUCCGAGGUCCUGACCUUUGCUGCUGCUGAGGAGGAGGGCAUCUCUGAGCUUUUUACAAAGUCUCUCUAAGCUGAGCAGCACAAAGCCCACAGCUAUUGGAAUAGUUUAUUCCGAGUGGCGCUGGAUUUAGGUCAAGUACGCUGUUUUCUCUACGAUUCUCUGAACUUUAAAGGGAUGCACAGUUCUCCUCUAGACCUCCAUGCUUUUUGUUUCAGGUUGGCUUUUGUUUUUGAGGGUUUUAAUGUAUUUUUAUGGCAAACGUUACAUCUUUUUAACCCUGCUUUUUUAUUUUGAGUAUUCUGGCAUUAGCAUUUAGCUGCUUCAUGCUCAGUUACAUAUGUGACAGGUGUAUGCAGGUCUGUAAAUGAGCGGCAUGCAGAAAGAUAGCAAAUUGUUAGCAUUCCUUUUCAUUUAAAGGGAUAUUCCGGCAUAAAAUCAAUUUAGGGUCAAAUACACCAUAACACAGAGUUAGACACCCCCUCGAGAGAUGAAUGUUGCUGACCGCUUGCUUCUCUAGUUAUACCAUUUACAGUAACAGCCGCACAAUUGCAAUACACAGCGGUCUGAGGAGCCAUAAACAAACCUCAACCAAAAGGCCACUCUAUAGCCACACAUGAUGAUUAUUAUUACAAGGCAACAAUAAAAAAAUGAUCAUAAAUGUUCUUCCUUGAGCUGCGUCACUCCGUUGUAGUCCAUAAUGGCCUGGCCUGAGGUCUCGCUACAAACAAGCAGCUGCUGGAAGAGAGUGGGUGAGUUGUGUUUAGUCUCGUUGCUGAAGAAAUUAGGCAAAGUUAAAAAGAUGUUUGGUGGAUGGGACCCUAUAUGUACUGUUGAUGAAGUUAGGUGCUGUUCUGAGCAUUAUUUGUGGCUAUAGAGUGGCGUUUUGGUUGAGGUUUGUUUAUGGCUCCUCAAACCGCUGUGUAUUGCUAUCCUGCAGUCAUAACUAAAGUUGGUAUAACUAAAGAAGCAAACGUUCUGCAACAUUCAUCCCUCGAGGUAGUGUCUAACUCAGUGUUUGACCCUAAUAAUACCUAGGUGUACAUCUGGAUAAUAAGUUGGACUGGUCUAAGAAUAUAGACUACAUCUACAGAAAGGGUCAGAGUCGCCUCUUUUACCUGAGAAGACUCCAAUCAAUAGACAUCUGCAGUAAGACGCUGCAGAUGUUUUAUCAGUCUGUGGUGGCAAGUGUUCUGUUCCACGCUGCAGUCUGCUGGGGAGGAAGCAUCAAACACAAAGAUGCAAGACGUCUUAACAAACUGGUGAAAAAGGCUGGCUCUGUGGUUGGACUCAAGCUGGACUCAGUGGAGGAUGUGGUGGAGAGAUCUACACUGAGGAAGGUGGAGUCUAUUCUAAAGAACAUGAAUCACCUACUUCACAACAUCUUGAUGGACCAAAAGGCCAAUGGUAGUGGACGGCUCCUCUCUCUUCGCUGCAGGACAGAAAGAUGUAGAAGAUCUUUUGUACCAACAGCCAUCAGACUUUAUAACUCUUAUGUAAAUAAUAGAUAACUUUUAUGGACAUAUUAUGUGAGACAACAGACAAUUGAAUUUCCCUUUGGGGAUCAAUAAAGUUCUUCUUAUUCUUCUUAUUCUUAAAUUAAUUUUACGCGGAAUAUCCCUUUAAGGGGUGCAUGUAAACAAUGUGGUUCUUCUUUUUAGGUACUUACAAUCCACAUGACAAAUGCACUGAAAAUAGGUAAAGCAGUAGAGCCUCAGAGAAGAGUUAUGCUGCAUGUUUAAAUUUUGAUAGGCUUGCAUGGAAGCACACACUGGUCUGCACCUCCCUGUGUGUGCUCUGAAAGCUAAGAAUUGUUAGCCCAAAUGUGUCUUGUUUCUCUGCUCUGCUGUUCAGCCUGAAUUAGCACCCUCUGCUCGGGGCCACAGUGCUGUUGUGCUUCACAUUAGCUGUAUAUUUGAAUUUGUGUGGAAGCGACAAAGCAGGGCAGUCCUGGCAGAGCUGCGGCACCACAGAUCUUGUGAGAGCAGCCUCUGUGUUCCUGCCUCCUCGGAGCAUUGUUCCUAUUAAUCAGAAAGCCAUUUGUGAUGCUGCAUUAAACCCUCGGAUGUCUAAAAUGUGACAAAUGAUGAUUACCUGGGGGAAAUCAAUGAUGAUCACCACACUAUUAAUGGUCCCUCUGUGGGAACAGCAUCCAUCGACGCACAAUUCUAGCAAGACUCACAGGCGGAGAAGGAGCUUUAAUUCAGAACUAGCUUUGAGUCAGGUGAUUCAUUUAAUCACAGGGGUUUGAGGGAAAGGGCUCAGGCUACUUUAUGCCUCUUCAGACAUCAAACAGACUAAACAAAAAAAGGAAACAAAACCUGCAUUGUCUUAGCCAGACGGUGUGAACACAAUCGCGUUGUUCUGGGAGAGCAGCUGGUGAGUCAGACAGUGUCGUAUUCAACUGCAGAUACAGACACAGAGGGGGGAGGGGAGGCAGGGUGAGAAAAAUGCUUGAUAGUACAUGGAUGCUGUAUUAUAGUGAGUUUCUCCAGGGUCACUAACACACUCACUCAUCACUUAUUGCCCUUGGCCUCUCUCAGGUCAGCGAGGGGCAAUGAGCUCAGUGGCAUUGAGUGGCGUGUGGAUGCAGCUGUGUGUUCAUAUGCACGUCACUUUCUCUCCCGGGGAUAAAAUCCAUAUGUCACCUGUAAUUUAUGGUCUGCUUCUUACAUGUUCCCACACAUGAAUAAGUUAUCAUAUGAGAGCACUUUUAGCUGGUUAGAUAAGACUUCACUGUGCGUGUGUGUGUGCAUGCAUGCGUGUGUGUGUGCAGGAUCAGGUGUGUCAAGCACAGAAGGGCCAGAGGGAUAGUCUCUUAUUUAUGCAUGAGGCUGUGUGUUUUUUUUUUUUUUUUUUUGCAGCUGAUCACUGAUUUGAUUUGUCAAGUGCAACCACUCUUGAGAUCUUUUUUGACUGCAAAAGUGGUGCUUGGAAAAAAAAAAGACCCUCAAGUUAAAACACGUGUUUGUGUGUUUUGGACAUCAGAAUAAAUUUGCACCUCUAACAUAGCAUUUUUUUUCACACUUUCCAAAAAUAUUUGUUUGUUGGCUCAAGAAUGUUAGUGCCUUUUCUUAAACUAUCUCCCUUCCUAACCUACAGUGAUUACAUACGGUCUGUAGGAGGGAUGCAUUUUGCAGUGUAAAGAUACCAUCAAGCUGGUGCAUGUACAGUAGGUGCAGCUGCAGGUGUGCAUCCAAAUGAAAGGCCGGGGGAAGCAUUGACUCUCCUUGAACAUCCUUGGAAGUUGAGUGCAAAAUCUUUGCACUAUGAUUUGCUAUUUUCUUGUCAAAUGUUGGACCAUUUUAAGGUGGAUAUUACAGGGAUUUAAGGUUAAAAAAAAUGUAUUGUGGAUGAGCUAGAACACACUAAAACCAAAACAAUUAACCCAGAUCAAUGUUUAGUUUGUGGAAUUCACUAAAAGAUGCUUUUUGAUAUCAAAUCAAAUUAUUUGGAGUCAGAUUUUUGGCCACCUGGUGACUGUAAGUAGCAUCAGCUUUGUGUACAUGUAUUAACUUUAUCUGGUAAAGGGGGGGCGGGGAUUUGCAGUGUAAUCCAUACUUAUGUGAAUAAAAACGACACAGCUAAAAGGUGAGCUUAUGAAUUAGGGGUGUGGAUUGCAAGAUAUCAGUAAAGAACCAACAGGUAGAUUGUUACUGAAAACCACUGAUGGUUGCAGCCCUGAUUAAAACAUGAAUGAGACGACUAUUGGAAAUUUGCAUAUGUGUUUGUGUGUGCAUGUGUGUGUCGGCGUUUCUCCAUUGCAUGUUAAUCUUGUUGCUUAAGCACCAAUAAGGUGGAAUGAAGGGUGUUGAGGAGGUGAAGGGAAAGUCUGCCAAGCAAUCACAGAGCCAGAAGAUUGUAUAUAUGUGUGAGAGUGUGUGUGUGUGUGUGUUAGUUUAAGAGAACAGACAGAGAAUGAGGAGUGUGCAUGAAUUUACAGUGUUUGUGUGUGACAUGAGUAGAGAGAGAGAGAGAGAGAGAUGCAGACAGAGAGAGGGAGGAGGAGAUAAAGAGGGAAAUAGGUAUAAAAGAGAGGGAGGAGAUGAGGGAACGGUAGGAAAGUAGGAAGAGAGGUGGAAGGCAAUAAAGCGCCCCAUCAAUCUGCUAAAUGAGUGUCCUUCCUGCAGAGGGGACUCUGAGAAACGCAGCCUACUCUGUGUUCAUCAGUCUCAGGUUCAGCUCUCAUCUGCGCUAUCUUAGCCUCCGCUAUACCAACACUUCCUUAUUGUAGAUAGUAGCAAUUGAACAAAUACUUAGUCUAAGGGUCAGUCUCACAAUAACAUCUCAUUUACUUCAAGCUACAAGACAGGUGCUGCAGUGAAAGCUUAUGACAGUGUUGGGGAGUUUUUUCUGAAAAGUAUCAACAAUUUUGUGAAAGGCUGACUGCAAUUAUUAACUGUGCCAAAAAAGUGUCGUCAAUUAGGGGUAGAAAUGUCCAGAUGACUCCUAAUAGGACAUCAUGCCAUAGUAUACUGCACCAUACCAUGGCAAAAUAUACCAUACCAUACUUCACUACAUAAUAUUACACUAUAUUAUAGUGUACUAUAUUAUGCUAUACUAUACUGUUAUAUACUAUUAUAUACUAUACUAUACUAUACCCAAGUAGUUGCAGUAUCCAUACCAUACCAUAUGAUGCAAUAUGAUACAAUAUGGAAUAGAUUGCACAUGAUAACAUUGUUAUUCUGAUACAGUGAUAAUGCAAUAAUUAGUUUAUUAAAGAUGAUCAUGUAACUAUAAUCAUUGAUCAAUUUACUAUAUAUUACUUAUCCUGAAAACACAAUGUGAAGGAUGAAUGUGUUCAUCCACUGUACUUGGUCUGGUUUUAGAGGAACCAGACAAUGUCUUUGUUUCAAGUCUUAACUAAGUUGAUAGGACUGUUUGUUGGCUGUAAAUAAGACCAUGGAAAUAUGCUCAUUAAAAAGGCCAAACAUUGUGUUGCAAGUUUGGGUGACAAUUCACUGAAGCAUCAUUAUUUGCCUAUUUUUUAAUGUACUGAAACAGAAAUUUUUAAUCCUUUUUUAUGAGCAUUACUCUGUCAAACAUGUGCAGUAGAGUUCCUGGUGUCUUAGUUGGGGUGUUUUGUGGGUCAAGCCUGUGUAAAUAAAGCUAUAGCAAUCAAUAUUUCCAUUAAGACAAGAUUAAAACGUGUGAAAUGAAAUUCAGGUUGCUCAUAGCAACAAACCCCCAUAGAAUUUCCACAGUGUUUCAGUGUCUUUUAGCCUAUAAAUGUCUGACACGAAGCUGAUCAUUACCACUGUCUUCUUUUAACAGUUUUUGAUCACAACAGGCUCCGUUUUUAUUAAGGGUGGGCUUCCUGUUUAGCACCAAACACCAAAACACAAAGUUGGCAAUCAGGUUUUAAACAUAGUAGAAUUUUUGGCGGUUACAUCCAGAUAUUUUUCUUCGGUAUUAAAGAGGAGAAUUGCUGAUUGUUGUUUUAGGUCUGAAUGUCUGGAUUUUUUGCCAGAAACUUAGUCAGAAAUCCCUCAGUAUAAAAAUAAUGGGAGUCAGGAAAAGGCUCCAAGAAAAUGCUGGACGAGUUCCUAAAGUUAGGUGCAAAAUCCUGUAUUGUAUAGUGAGGGUUUGUUUUGGCAGACAAAAAAUAUUCUGAUUUACCACAAUCUUUUCUGCACUAAACCAAUGCAAUUGUGUCAGUACAUUGCCUUAUUCUUAACAAAUACCAUCCUAUUCUUACUAUGAUUGGAUCUAUAUAUCAUAUGACUUGACUGCAUAUUUGAAAAUCAUUCCUUUCCCUGUGAUGCCGUCUAUAGAUUGAGAACCCACUUCUACAUACUGUAUGUGUGCCAAGAAACUGGUCUGUAAAGAAAAAGCAUCUCCUGCCUCUCUACCUGCUGCAGCAGUGGAGUCCGAUCCCAACCACUUGGGACUUUCUUAUUAGCAAAACACACUAGGAAAACCUUGACUUAGGUUUAAGUGGAUUGAGUGAUCCUUUAAGGUAACAGCUGCUUUUUUGUGUAAAUUCAAAGAGCAACAUUCACAUCAGUUAGAGUCAUACUUUUGGACAAGGUAAGACUGCAAUUCCAAUAUUAUCGAAAACACUGUUUUCUUUUUAGCUAUAUGAUCUUCACCAGCCUCUAUAGGGAAUAAUUGACUACUCAGCUUUUAAAUGUCUACUUUCCUUACAAACAGAUACUAACUGCGUACCGCAAAGGCAGGCAGCUAACCUGGUUCACUUUUGUUAGCUGAAAGACAGCAGGAUGAGCUCAGCAUAAAUGUCAGCAUAGAUGCUUAAAAAUGAAAAGUAGUCCCACAUUUAGGCCAACUGGGAGAGAUCCUCCCUUUUUUCAUGACCUCCUUAACUGAAAUGGGUUUUAUCAGGAUCUCAAGAUCCACCUCUCAAACUCAAACACUCUGAAAUUCUGGAUUAACCCAGAAGAAUCACAUCCCUGCAUUAGUAACAGUAGUUGUGAGUACUUUUGUCAUUUGAUUGAAGGGGACAUUAAUAUGAAAAAAGGGCCUUUGCUGGCUCAAAGAUCCUGGUUGAGUUUUGAUGAUUUUAUGUGUCAGUAUGAAUCAGCUAUGAGAAGAACUGUUGUAGCCACAGAUGGAUGACUUCCAUAAAAAUUGAAAUCUCUGAGGAGCUUAAAAUGCACAUUUGGAGAGUUUUUGGAGUCGUUCUUCGCUAAAUAAAACAUUCUGCAUAUUUGAAAGCUUCUGCGAUGUAUUUUUGUACAGAGUGAAGUAGAAUAGCUUUGUCAAGGCCGAGCUUUGUUGGUGGAAUAGCUCUGUGAUGAUUUAAUGCUCGGAGCCAAAGCGAGCCAGGCGUUUGUCAUUGUUGUCACGAGUAUUGUGACUCGACCACACAAUCCCAUAGGCGUUGGUGGUGGUGAUAAUGUGGGAAUCUGUAAUACACUUCUGAGAAGGCUUCAUUCUGUGCUCACACAAUGAUGAUGAGUGUCAGUCUUACAGUCAUAGAGAAAGAAAUUAAACACAGUUGAGAGUUGAAUGAAUGGAAAACGUGGCUUUAAUGCCUAAAUUUUUUAUCUGUCAUUAUUUUCUCUCUCACGUUCUCAGGAAGUUAAUAUUUCUCACAAUGUUUGCUUCAGUCUUUUCAGCAGCUACAUGUUUUGUAUUUUUUCUAUUAUAAGUAAUGAACAAAAAAUAUUCAGUGUACUUACAGGGACACAAAAGCUGAAUGAAUUAAUCACAAAUCUAAUUUUCUUGCUCCUAAAAAUAUUCCAAAAAAUAUUUCUUAAUUGAAUAGCAAAGUAUCUGUUUAUCACAAACAUAAUAUGUCGUCCUUUCUGUCCAAGAAUGAACCGGACAGCUUCCAAAAAAGUAGAUAAAGUAACAACAGAUUGGAGUAUGGUCUCUAAUGACUUCUUAAUUUGUCAUUUUAAUUUGUGUAACUUGUUUGGAAAUUUAAACAAAUGGCUGUUUAAUGAGUGAAAUUAUGUUUGCAGUAGUUGCACUUUUAAUAAGAAAAAUCAAUGAAGGAAAACGGUGUUAAAAACGCAAAUAAGAGCUCAGUGUUUGGUCAAACAUCAACGCUCAAAGCUUUAAAAACUAUAAACUUGUUGUUCUGCAAAACACAAGAAAAACUCUUGAAUCAUGAGGAAACAAUAGUCAUGAGUUUGCAUGAAUGAACCCUCACCAUCUGCAGGUUCAACUGUAAAAACUGUGAAGUGAAAAAUGCCUCACCUCACAGUCCUCACACUGACCUAUAAAGGUCACCCUGAUUGAUGUUUAGUCAUGUUCAACCAAUCAAACAAAACUUCUCCUAUCACUCAGUGACGUCAGCUCGUGCAGAUGUCUGCGGCUGUUAUAGACGUGUCACUGAUAACAGUAAUUUACCCAAUCCUGUGAUUGCCUUUAGUAAUUACUGUGAUCUUGUGGCCCACACACCUAUCCGUAGUACACUGCCCUGUCUCAGCGCCCAGCAGCCGGCUCAGGGAGACAAGAGUACCCAGGAGACGAGCCCUGCUCAUCCCAACUCUGUCCUACUGUGUUUAACAGUCCCAGAGGGAAAGACUCUCACUUCACUCUGUUUUACUUUUAUAAGGUGUCGUACUCGGCCAUCUGGCUGCAGAUGAAGCAGGAGGAACCGGUCCUCUGCUGUGCUCCGUUUUCCCUUUAGCCGCUGUCAUUUCUCAAAGUCCAGGUGACAUUAAACUGCUUGUUUUUCAUCUGCAAAACCCCACAGCAUAUGCCAACUCAGCAAAUAACCUUCCCUGAAAAGAAUAUUCAAAUUCUUGUUAUGAAAUUGGAUUAAAGUUAGCUGUCAGUCAAGUUUAUAAAAGCUGUUUAUAAAAGCUUUGCAUACAGAGCAGAAAUGUUGGUGUUAGCCUGACCGCCGCGCUUAACAACCAAACAUUAGCCUGCUACAUGACACAAAAACCAGCAGCUCUGAACAUAAACCCGAAUGAGAUUUUCUGUUUGUCUCUUAAAGCCUUUUAACUUCUUAUCAACCCCGCUUUUGUUUGUUGAACAUGCAGCGAACAAACAUUCACAGGGGAAGAGUGGAAAGCUAAUGUCAGCAUGCUAAAUAUGCUUGAUAGGCUCAUUAGCCUCUCAGCUGCAUGCAGCAACAUUGAACAGCAUGUAAUGUAAACAUCGUUGCUGAUAUAGUUGAGGUCAUUUUAUGUGCUGCUCAGUCCUCUCUGAGCACAGACACAAAGCUAGAAAACAAAAGCAAAAGAUAGUCUGAUUUUGUUAUCCACUCAAGAUUGUUCAGCCUGCCAGCUUCCCUCAAACACAGACAUGCCUUUCUUCUUUUGUGUUCCUUGUUGAAGCCCCAGGUUUAUACAGUAUUUCUUGUUAUUUAAAAGAAUCUCAAGUCUUCUGUCACACUAGAAUUGUGCUAUGAUAAAAUGCACUUUUUUUCAAAGUUUUGGACUGUUAAACUCCCUUUUUUGUAUGAGCGAGCACAUGUACGUUGCUCUAUUUCCCCAGGCGCAUUUCCCAUUGCAAAUAUUACCCUAUCUAAUCUAGUUAUAAUUCCAUAGUCUUUGCAGUAUAUUUUUUCAUCUUCAUGAUGAGUAAAAAUGCUUGCAGUAGUUUAAAUUGUUGGCUCUGGAAUCAAGUUCUCUGACUACUUGGAAAAAAAUGAAACAGAAAUCAUCAUUUCAUUCAUUUUCUUCACUCUAUUUUCUUUUCUUCCUCAGGCCCUGACUAUAUAUAAGAAAACCUCUUUCCUCUAUAAUGAAACAGCUCUGCCUUUCAUCACUGGGGAAGUUAAAUACACAGAUGAUCGACUGUGCUAUAACCCAAGUGUGCUGGCAAGCGCAUCAUGGGCAGUGAAAAUACAGUAGCCAAAUGAGAAUGAAGAUAAGUCAAGCUGCUGUGUGACACAGUUGGGAUCACAUUGGCUGGCUCAUUUUCCAGCUUCUACUAAUGCAAUGUGUCUAUUAAUUAAAAUCUGCAAUACAUUUUAUCUCCGUCAAAGAAAUAGUGAGGAGAAAGGGUGGAAUUUUGAAAAAAGGCUUUAUACCAUGGGCUUAACUUCCAGUUGUAAGCAGCUUGAAAUACUGCCUCUUGACUCUAAGAAACUUGUUCUAUUUUCAUUUCACCCUCUGCCCAGGCUAAGCCACUCAUCUCUGUAGCAAGAUGACAGCAUAGUCAAGGAUAAAUUAGUCUGACACUGCAUUGGCUAAACACUGCCCAUCAUUCCCGUCUUGGUCGUUGCCUUGAUCCACAUUUACUCUGCUCCAUGUCCUUUGGUGUCAAGAGUGCAUUGGAUCACAGUCCAGCUGGAGAGCACUGACUGAUGAGCUUUGUCAGCGCAGAGACGGCGGCAGCAGAAAUGGAAGUACUUCCAGCACUCCCCAAAGAUGGUGCUACCCGUUUCUAACAUACUUCCAGUCCUUUGUCACUUCACAGACUGCCUGUGAACGAAUGUUGAGGUCAUGAAAAGUGUAGAAAACAACAGCUGGAGCUUCUGCAGAAAAAGGGAUCCCAAUGUGGAAAUUAGUUCAAACAGUUUCAAAGCUAAUCUUUUUGCUGGGUUCUUCCCCCAUUGUGAUCUUGAGCUGGAAUUAUACUUGAUAUCAUUUUAAUUAGUCUUGAUGCCUCUGUAGUUUAACCAAAGGACAGUGCAGAUCUGAGAAAAUCCAGCUUCUUUACCCUAAAACAAUUCUAGCAUCAAAGACAUAAAAAUGAAAUGUCGUUUCUUUUUAAAGCUGCAUCCUCUAACCUCUUCUUACUAGGCCACGGGACAAGACGCAGUGCCACUGCCUAUAAGGAGAGAUAAGUGUAGCUCCAUGGCAUUAGCCAUUGUGCCUCUCUUUAGCCUCCAACCUCGCCCAGCCCCGGCCCAGCUGGCAGAACCACGCUGCCCUGUGACCAAUGCUCCCUCUGCUGAAGCUCCUCAGCCCUGAGGCUCCUUCAGCAGCACCAGCCUGUUCCCACAGCUGACAGAGAGUGCUUGUCUCACCCACCAGCAGUUCUGACUAUGCCCACAAACAUCUUGAGGAGCAUUGUUUUUACUUUCUUUUGUAGCAUGAUAAAUUUGAGGCAGUCUUCUUGUUUAUUGUCUAAUUUGCUUUUGAAUGCAGAAUAGAGAUAUCAUAAUAUUUCAAGUCUGUUUCACAACCAGUUAAAGACUCCUCAUGGGAGCUUCAAGCAGCAUAUUGUGUUUGGAUAUUCUGAAUUAGGCCUUUAAAGUGGGGUAGGCAGGAUUCCGCUAAAAAGCAUCUUUUUUUGUUGCAUAUAUACAAAAAAGCUUUUAAUAUCAGUCAAAAGCUAUUAGUUAUUGAUGACAUUUGGUAAUAUAACAAUAUCGCUGUGUUUUGUUAUGCCUGUGUAGUCAACAUUUUAAAUUUCUUGAGCCGUCUGCUCUUUCUGACUGUAAACAAAGCCAUUCUUUGCCUCCCCCAACCUGAUUGGUUGUGAGGCAGACGCUGCUCCCUCGUGUUGUGAGGCACGCUCCACGUCCUCCAAUAUCGUUCACGAGCUCAAACAAAGUUAGCGUGCUACAAUAUCGGACGGUAGAAACCAACCAGAAAGUAUGUAAAACACAAGCAAUAAAACGAAGUAAAUACUGGAGACUCUGGCGGAAUAACAGGUGCUUAAAACUGAGGUAGACCAGACAAGAGCUAAGAAGCCGGGUCAACAUCAGCAUAAACGAUGGGGCGUGCUUCGGGAUCUUAUGGACCCUGUAACCUUUCUGCUGGACAGGUAAACCGCUUUAACAAAGUAAGCCAAAUGUCUGUAACAGAAGUGUUUCUUGUCAAACAGGACCUGCUGCAUGUCAUAGCACCGCUAAACAGUUUACCUCUGGUCCUGGACUAUGUCACUUUAUCCUAGUUGUUGAAGUCCUGCAAACAUUGUGUUUGCUGGUAGUCUGUUGGCAUCUACAGUAGCACCAAUGCUGUUUACUUUCACAUUGACUGGGCCCCAUUUGUAAUCAUCUGAAGCAUUAUCUGCAUUAUAUCUGAAUUUAAUUGAAACGAUACGAGCGAGGAAGAGCGUCUGUUUGUGGGCGGGUCUUGCUGGAACAGAGAGGGAGGGGAGAGGAGGAGCUGAAAGAAAACUGGUUGGGAGGGGUAGAGGUUACAUUCAAGAUUUCUCCCAAAAACUUGUACCUCCUCAGAUCCUUCCUACCCCACCUUUAAUCAAUAUUCAGAUUAAUAUACACUCACCGGCCACUUUAUUAGGUACACCUGUCCAACUGCUCGUUAACACUUAAUUUCUAAUCAGCCAAUCACAUGGCGGCAACUUAGUGCAUUUAGGCAUGUAGACAUGGUCAAGACAAUCUCCGGCAGUUCAAACCGAGCAUCAGUUUGGGGAAGAAAGGUGAUUUGAGUGACUUUGAACGUGGCAUGGUUGUUGGUGCCAGAAGGGCUGGUCUGAGUAUUUCAGAAACUGCUGAUCUACUGGGAUUUUCACGCACAACCAUCUCUAGUGUUUACAGAGAAUGGUCCGAAAAAGAAAAAAUAUCCAGUGAGCGGCAGUUCUGUGGGCAGAAAUGCCUUGUUGAUGCCAGAGGUCAGAGGAGAAUGGCCAGACUGGUUCGAGCUGAUAGAAAGGCAACAGUGACUCAAAUAACCACCCGUUACAACCAAGGUAGGCAGAAGAGCAUCUCUGAACGCACAGUACGUCGAACUUUGAGGUAGAUGGACUACAGCAGCAGAAGACCACGCCGGGUGCCACUCCUUUCAGCUAAGAACAGGAAACUGAGGCUACAAUUUGCACAAGCUCAUCAAAAUUGGACAAUAGAAGAUUGGAAAAACGUUGCCUGGUCUGAUGAGUCUCGAUUUCUGCUGCGACAUUCGGAUGGUAGGGUCAGAAUUUGGCGUCAACAACAUGAAAGCAUGGAUCCAUCCUGCCUUGUAUCAACGGUUCAGGCUGGUGGUGGUGGUGUCAUGGUGUGGGAAUAUUUUCUUGGCACUCUUUGGGCCUCUUGGUACCAAUUGAGCAUCGUUGCAACGCCACAGCCUACCUGAGUAUUGUUGCUGACCAUGUCCAUCCCUUUAUGACCACAAUGUACCCAACUUCUGAUGGCUACUUUCAGCAGGAUAAUGCGCCAUGUCAUAAAGCUGGAAUCAUCUCAGACUGGUUUCUUGAACAUGACAAUGAGUUCACUGUACUCAAAUGGCCUCCACAGUCACCAGAUCUCAAUCCAAUAGAGCAUCUUUGGGAUGUGGUGGAACGGGAGAUUCGCAUCAUGGAUGUGCAGCCGACAAAUCUGCGGCAACUGUGUGAUGCCAUCAUGUCAAUAUGGACCAAGCUCUCUGAGGAAUGCUUCCAGCACCUUGUUGAAUCUAUGCCACGAAGAAUUGAGGCAGUUCUGAAGGCAAAAGGGGGUCCAACCCGUUACUAGCAUGGUGUACCUAAUAAAGUGGCCGGUGAGUGUAUGUCCCUGAAAGAAAUUCAAGUUUAAGAUCACUUUAAGAUCUUUUGGUUUAUUUUGGGGGUUUUGGCUUGAGACAGGACCGUGGUUAGAGGAAGGGUGAAAGAGGUGGGGAAUGAUGUGGUUAAGGGCUACGGGUCAGAUUUGGCCUGCGCUUUGGGGACUGUAGCCUCUGUACACAGGGCAUGCAAAAUAACCACAGAGUUAAACUGCCGCCCCUGGAGUACAUCUGUUUUUAUUACCCGUGCAAGGAGCUCAGUAUAAAUAUUGUAAUUUCUCAGAAUAAGAAAAAAAAACUUUAUUUCAUGCAUGAUGUUAAGCACAGAUGUCUCAGUGCUUAUCUCAGCUGCACUUUGCUCUUCCACUUGGACUACAUCAGGAAAAUCCCUGAGAUUCACCUCCUGAUUAGUUACGCACCACUUACAUUUAUUCAACACUAAAUUACCCCCCAAAAAGACUUCCCCCUUCUGCAGUAACCCAACGAUAAAAAUUUCAAUUUGCAGCCCAGAGAUGUUGCACAUUUACUUUCAGGCUUCUCGGGCCACCUUCAGUGACACAUGCAGGAAAAAUGAGUAACCUUUAGAGUUGGUUAUUAUCAUCUUAGUAAACAUACUACAUGUGCAAAUGGACAGUAUGAUGUAUUUGCAGAGAGAGAAGCCAUUUUCCUCUGGUAACCCUGCCAGCAGAUAAUUUAUUGUUUCUGCCUAGCUUUACAAUUUUAAAGCCCUGCAUAGACUGGGGUUGGAGCACAGGCCUAUUAUCUUGCAAUGGGAAAGAGGUGGAGGGAUCAUUAGGAAGCUGGAUGGGCUUCAGUUAGAAGUAGGUGGUCAGACUGAGGGCACCACAGUAAGGCAGUAAGUAAGCCAAACACUUAUUGACAUAUUUUUCCACAGUUCAGAGAUGUAAAGGACUUUUUUUGUUGUUUUAAGACACAAUAGUUUUAUAUUUGGGACUCAUAGUGAUAGCUGUGAUUCCGAGGCUUUUCCUGAUCCUGUGUCUUUUGUUGCUGGCUUAACAAGCUCUGGUACUCACCCUAAUUAGACCACUUUACUCCACUUUUUAGAAAAAAAAAAAACAGCGUACUUGAUGUGACCUUGGUGUAAUCCUCACCGUAGCGCUUUCUCUACUUUCAAUGUGUCUCUUAAUGGGCAGAUAUUCUCAUCCUCCUCCUGCAGCCUCCACAGUCUCCGUCCAACCAUGGCUGCGUGGAAGUGCUACGUUCUGCUUGGUCAUGUGCGGUACACACUGAAUCCUAAAUCCUAAUACUGUUGCAUGCUCUAAUCCCUUCACAUUACAGAGAGCAAAAACAGCAUAUUAAUUUCAUUUUGUUUUUUCAGUGCCACGGCCAAUUUGAGUGCUCGGCCACGGAGAGCUGCUGUGCGGCUGGCCUGAUCUAGCCUCCCAUAGGAUUUGUAUGGGACUAUCUCUGAGAAAUCUGUUUAAUAUGACACUCCAGGCUGGGGUACGUUGCAGCUGGAGAUGCUGUGGUUUAUGCUAAUAUGAGUGCAGACCCCAGGGUGAAGCAAUAUGUUGUUGUUUAUAUUUUAAAAAAAAAUAUGCAAGAGGUCAAAUUUCAGGGCACAUUUUUGAAAAUUAACUUUUUUUAAUCUAAUAUUAACUAGACUGGUAUGUUAUCCAGCCUCAGAACUUAUCAUGAAGAAAAUAUGUUGAGUGAGCAGAUGCAAGCUUGGAGUUAAUGUGCACAUGGUUCAAUGAUUUAAGGUCGCUGUCCUGCUAAAUGUUGGAGAAAGUCCACGUCCACUUUGACUGUAAGCUGUGUGUGGUUUAUCUCUUUGAAUGCUAGCUGACCCCCAGAAGGAUAGAUUUAAUCCAGCCUGCAAAGAAUUAACCCCAAUAGUUUGAAAAUGGGUUAGCAAUGCAAGAUACAGUUGUGCCAGACAGCAGAUUACUUUAAAACUCAAACAAAGCUCAAACAAAGAAACUGUGCCGCUUCCUAUGGCGCAGUAUUGUCUCUUUUGCCUUUUCUGUUUCCAAAGUAGACUGAAGCGUUUCCUCUCUAAGCCCGAGCCCUCGGGACUAUUAAAGCUCUGACAGCAUUUUAAAUGAGCGCUGGUGGAGGAUUCACCCUGGCAGCUACUAACCGAAAGCGAUAAUUCCCCGAGGCCCAGGGACUAUGCUCCAUGUAUGGGAAGUGUGUUUUAACUGUGUAGACACUGGGCCGUGUGUGCUUAGCAUGCAUGACACAACUGCUCAUGACUGUGGAGGUUAAUGUGUAGCACGCAGCUUAUUGGGUGCUUUAUGUCUUGUUUUGCCCGAGUCCAGUACAGUGUCAAAGUCAUUUUGUCAGGAGGGGAGUUCACAGCUCUCGAUGCUCGCCUAGAGCUUCUGCUACAGCUCUGCUUUAUGAAGACACAUACACACACGUUCAAAAUAAUGACAUUUCUUUUCAACUUAUAAUUAGCUUUUUGCUCCCCAGUCUGUUAUUGUUACACGGCCCUACAUUCACUCAUUGUUGCAGGGCUAUCCAGUGAGACAGUAUUAAGAUUACUGCCUUGUUCUUUUAUGAAUCACACUCAUAAAUGUUGACCCCUCUUUUUCAGCAUCGUGACGCACAUUCAGUCUUGCAGAGUUACUGAACUGGAUCGCUGUGGUCAGGCAGCGCAAACACAAGAUGUUACCAAAUGAACACAUGCAGAGAGGAACCAGCAGCGGUACAGUAAGGAUGGUAAAUGGCCCAGGGGAAAUGUGCAUCCUCUCCCUCUAAUUACACUUCAGUGCGUGCACUAGUGAGCGAAGGAGAGCGCCGCACCGGGAUGCUUUAAUGGGCAAAGCACUGAUGAGAAUCCUAUGAACGCCGAAUGCUCCUACCCUUGAAUAUUUCAGCAUGCUACACAUUUUGAGAGCACCAAACGCUGCGUGUUCAACAAUGUGAGAAGGACAUGCUUUCCGUUUUUGGAGAGCAUGUUAACAAACAUGCAGUUAACAAAGUUGCGUCAGUUUCCCGACCAGCCAGUUUCUGAAUGAGAUGAGCAGGUGUUUUGGAAAGUGUCUACCUACAGUAAAUACAUGGGAGAGGUGUUAAAGCUGUCAGCUGUUCAAGCUUGUGCUGUAAAGUAAAGUCCUCCAUCUGCUUGACAAUCUGGCUUUCCCAUAGACCAAACAGACCAACUACAGUGUACUCAGAAGACCCCAAAGACUCACAUAUAAGCAAUCUGCUCUUCAGGUUAUAUCUGUGAUGUCUUUGCAAGUGGUGUGCCAUCAAAUUCAAAUGUGGACGAGUUUUCCUGACACAAAAAUGUCAAAAUAAAACUCAAACAGAAGUGUUUGUCUAAAGGCCCAGACAGAAACUGCAACGACUGCAGCUCCACUAAAUGAAAGAAUGAAGAGGCAUGAAGUCUCAUUACCCAUUGUGUUAAGGGGAGCAGUUUCACUGGCUGUUGUUGUUGAUUCUUCCUUCUCACCAUUUUAACAACCUCUGCUUCUUCUUUUAAUGGGAUUGACCAACAUUUGGCAGUAGAUCCCCGCUGCAGGGAAAGAUCUCUGAGUAAAACAGCCUGCUGGGUGUUUGAAUCGAUGUUUUGUUGGAUAUACAGCCUCGUUGUCACACUCACUCUCGUAUGAAUGUCUUCAGUAGCUUAGCCUCCAGCCUUUUCAACACCCAACAGUGGAAACUUGACCCCAGAAACAACAAAAAUAAUCUUUUUAUCAAGUCCUCUCUGUACAUGAAUUAUUUUGUUCGCCCUAAAAGAUUAGGAGACUUUUAAGUGCAUUUAUUCACCAUGGCGGAUUAUAUCAUGCAUACAUUAACUCCCACUGUUACUACCCGUGGCAAGUUGAGAUGCACCGAUCCGAUAUUUGAUAGCGGUAUCAGUCCCGAUACCGAAGAAAAUUCUAGAUCAGGUAUCAUGACAAUGGGCCAAAAUGCAUGGGGGCCAAUCUAUUCAGUCUAACUCUAUGCUAUUCGUCGAGUGAAUGCCCACAUUGUUUUCAGUCGGAGCGAGCAAAGAGGUCUGCUAUCUUUAACUUUAUCACACUACCUCAGCCUACAAACUCAAUGGCCACUUACAAUACCUAAACGUUUUGAGGGGCAGUAGUUAAACUUCAAGUUACAACAAAAAAUAAUCCGGCGCAGCUUUUCUGUAUUGGAAUUGGAUCAGUAUUGGCCAAAACUAAACUAUAGAUAUCUGUAUCAGUAUCGGAGGUGAAAAAAGUGGAUCGGUACAUCCCUAUUGGCAAGCGCAGAUGACGUGUGUCCACUCAUUAAGUUGUGUGUUGGCUGUGUGUGGUUAAAACGGCAUAUAAUCACUUGAGUGUUAACCUGCAAGAAGGACCGACGGCUGGUGGUGCUAGCUCUGCUACCAGAAUAGAAUAGAACAGAACAGAAUAUUCCUUUAUUGAUCUUUAUUUUUUUGUCACAGCAGCAUCACAGACAAAGAGUGCAAAAAUGCAGUUAUAGAAAUAAAGAUCGCAAUAUUAAGAACUUAAAUAAAUGUAAUAUUCAAGAAAAAAAUUAGGAAAAGGAAAAGGGGAGAAGAAAAAAGAAAAAUAAAACUAUAUACAAUAUACACAAUUUAAAUGCCAGACAAAAGUGGUGGUGUGAGUCCAUUUGCCAUAUUUUUAAAUCCAGUUUAAUGAUGUUUACCUGCAGACUCUGACACCCUGCAUAUAGUGCCACAUAAACUGUGCAACAUUUUGACCGUUUCCUAGGUUUUGUUAAACCAGCUGCUCUUUUUAUUUAUUUAUUUAUUUAUUCAUUUAGUUAGUUAGUUAUUUUGAUCCCCAUUAGCCACUACAUAAGUAGCAGCUACUCUUCCUAAGGUCCGCAAGAAGACAGUAAACAUUCGUAUAGAUUACAAUGACAAAAGUCCAAACAGGAGAAUUAUACAAGAUGUUAAAAUCAUAACUACAUUUAUAGUCUGCAUUUAUAUUUUUGUUUCAACAGGGUGAAAGCUUAGGAAGAGCCCUGUUUUUCAACUCUUUCUUUUUUUUUCUCAGCGAAGCAUAACCAGCUGCUGACUGCAUCAAAACCAGUGAACCACUCCUCUUUAAACUCUGAUCAAACUGCUGGUGGCAGAAUUUUUCUGUUGUGUGAUAUUUCCCAGAAGAGGCUCUGAAGAAAAAAACUAAUGAAAAUCUCAUCAUAUAAUAAUCCUGGAUUCAAAGUUACUGUGUUUAGGUUCAUAAGAAAUGUAAUAAAUGUAUUGUCCUUUUUGUGCUAAUUAGCUCCAUUGUCUGCACAGAUUAGUCUCAAAUCUUUAACUUUCCCAAGGCAGUGAAGAAUAACAUUUGCAACAGUGAAGAACAACACUUGCUUUAUCCACAGGAAGCCCCGAUGACAUAACUUUGUGACAGAGACAUGCUAUUAGUAGAUUCUCACCAGACAGCGGGGAUAACGGAUAGCGUUGGCUCAUCCAGAGUGUUAAUAUUGUGAACUUGGACGUUGUACUUGUUGUAGCUCUGAGGAACAUUUUCACUGGUUAUGAAACACUAGAAUAGUCUGAUUUGAAAUCAAUACGCUCGUUUCAUCUGCAAAACUGUGUCAUAAAACUGGAAUAAAACACAAGCUUCAGGAUUUAGACAAGCACAAAAUGAAUGUAUGCAGUUGUUCAGUGUUUUAGUGUAAAUGUACUGUAAGUGUGCCCGACAGAGAGUGGAUGACUGCAAGAAGCCAUGAGAAAGAAGGUGAUUAUUGAAGGAGACUGCAAAAGCCAAUACCCAGCAGCUGUAUAUUCACCCUUAGAACAAGGAGCGAGACCCAGAUCGAUAUUCUCUCUCUUUCUCCAGCAUCCCUCCUCCUCCUUCUGCUCCUCACCCGAGGCUGCAAGGGCAGUGCGCAGCUACAGGAGACAUUUAUUACAGGCCUGAGCGGUGGCUCUGUGGGACACAGCUCAGCAUCCCCUGGUUCUGCUUGUUAGCAGGCCUUGUGUAGAUCUAACAGGGGCUGUAUGUCAGCACGGGGGCUGCGUGACAUCACCUCCCAUCGGGCCGAUGAUGGGAGGGAAUCUGCGGAAGUUGGAGCAGUUUCACAGGCCCUGAGAGGAUGAUUGUUUUGUCAAAGUGCAUUUAUGUUCAAGGUUACUUCUCCAUCUGUUAAAUUCCUAGCUGUAAAAAGGUUAUUUCAGCAUGCAUGAAUUACCUUUUGACUCGUGUUUUCUUGCUUGUGGCUAACAGAGUAUCAUUACAGUAAAGCGAGGAAAAUGCAGUGUUUUAGGGAUGCAGGGAUUUAACAUCAGCCGUCAUGUCUUUAAAACAUAUGCGUAUAUUGAUAAUUAUUGAUUAGAACUAUAGACAGAACAGUACCACACUUUUCACCUAUUUAUAUUGCUGCCGUUGUCUCCAGUUAUGACUCAUAUACCAUCUGUAUGUGAUUAUAGGUGUUUCCAUGUGCGGCGUAAUCUGUGGAUCCAUUUUUGUUGAUGAUUUUCAGUUUUUAGAUUAAUGGUUUAAUAACCGGCUUUUCUGCUCAGAGUUUAUCCCAAGAAUCCUUAUUAUCAAAAAUAUCUCCUCCUCAUAGUAUUUCCCCUCAGGGCGAUUUUUCGUGCCAGAGCAGGCUUCAUAUUACAUAACAAUAAGCUACUUGGAAAGUCUCUGUCUUAGUGCAAUAAUGAAAAUUACAGCAUUUGCAAAGCUGCAUGUGCAGUCAACAUUUGUGUUUGUUUAUUGUUUGUCAUCUGGCUCCCACUUUUCCUACAUAACAACAUGUGGCAGCGACGCUGUGUAGGAGCCAACUCAGAAGUCCCAGAUCUUACAGUCGCAUGGGCACACAGACCAUAAAAUAAGGAAUACUUAACUGAAUAAUUGAGCAGAUAAUUAGACCCUCAAAGUGUCCCUUUGUGAUGAAAAUUUUGGUUUGAAGAAAUGAAGCUCUUUUACUCAAAGGCAGCAGAUACGCCAGACAGAAGAACAGAGAAUUAUCAACCUUGGUGUGUAUAUUUUAAAAUAUCGAAGAGAGUAAGAGUAAGAACUUACACCCUUAUUGUGGACUUGAUGUUUUGUGGAGCUUGAAAUGAGCACAAAUUUAAUAUAACAGUGUCAAAAGACUUUGUUGUGUGGGAUCAAAGUUUUAGUAGACUUCAGGAAGAUUUCAGACUAAAUGAAAAAGAAUCUGCAGUUCCUCAUACACAAUGGUAUGAAUGGGAUUUGAAGAGCUUUAUGAAAUUUUUUUUAAUAAAAAAUGAUUUAAUGACACUGAGAAACAUCCGCUAGUUUUAUAGUUACGCCUUCAGUGUCUUUCAGUCAGAGAAAAAUGAUAUAAUGUUAAUGUGAAUUUUCUGGUGUCAAUAUUUUUAUGCCCCCAGGUGGACAAAAAGUCAGUAAUUGUGGGUUCAUGUGAAGGAUAUACCUGCAGUUAUCUAAAUCUAUAGUGUGUUUAAAGUUUGGAAGUGUUUGAGAGUUGAAACUUUUGACUAACGGCCUACCUAUUGAAUUUUCCUUCGGGGAUAAAUAAAGUUAUUCUCAUUCUUAUUCUUCCAAGCUGAGUAUGAAUCAUCAACCUAGUAAGAAAAUUAAUUCUAUUAUGAACUGAAAGUGAAGCUGAAUGAUACAUGGAGUCACAUCCGAUUGGAUCAAUUCACCACAGCAUAAUAAGAUUUCCUUUUCUUUUAUAAACUGGAUUGUUAACAUAAGCACAUUGUUUAUCAUGACCCUCUGUCUGAUCAGCUCUGACCCACUCUGAUAAGUUUCUUUGUUACACAUGUUAAAGAUUGAAACAUCACAAGGUUUUCUAAAGGCCCCGGUGUGGCACAUCAUGUUUUGUUCUUGAGACCUUAUUAGUGCUGUGCUGUGGCGUUGAGGGACAGACAGUUCUUCUUUUAUCUGCUCUGGCUUUUAAGAAGACGUUAUUUGUGAUCUGAUCUGACAGGGAGAAUUGUGUUUCAGUCAGUAAAUGGAACAAACAUGUAGGCAAAAAUCUUACUGCAAAAUGAGAGGCCAAAAUGUAGGCCUAUUUAUUAUGACAAGGAUAAUGACAGGGAUAAUGUGUAAUUAUUAGGUAUUCAUGCAAAAUACUAUAUUUAUUUUUUUUUAAAGCUAUCCCGUUUCUGAGGCGGGAUAGAUAAAUGUGUCCUACUACAAAGGGACGGUAUAGUGAUACAGUAAAUUAUAGAAUAUAGCUUGAAAAUAAAAUAAAUAAAUAAAAUGAAAUAAAAAAAUAAUAAUAAUAGAAGUAGGAUAAAUAAAUAAAUGAAUAAAUAAUAAGUCAGAGAUGGUUUCAACAAAGAUGAAAAAUACCAUAAGAUACAUAAAAUAGUAAUAUAUUAUUUUUUAAAAACAAACAAAAUAGUCAUUGAUAAAGGGUUAGUCAGAGGUUUCAGGGGAAAACUUUUCAUAAUUGUUCAGUAAUGAAUUGCUUUUUUUGUUAUUAAACAAAUUUAAUAAGAGAAUUUAUUUCAAGUGAAAAGGGAGCAAAUUUAGGAUCAGAAUUUGCAAAUUUUUGUCUGUGAGUAAAGAAUUUAAUGCAAGUUAUGAUAAAAUUCAUCAGGUGUUCAAGUGCGUGAUCUUCAGGAUUAACGUAGUAAGUGAUAUCUUUAAAAGUAAGUGAGUAGACAGAAUAAGCAACACCAAAAAAAUGAGAUCCAAUAUCACACCAAAACUUCUUCGACACGUCACAACAGCUAUACCUGUUGCUUGGCCACACGAGGGGCGCUACGUGAUGCCAUCGUCAGCAUGCUGACCUUCCAGAGGAUCAACCACUUAAAACCAGUUUGGUCUGACCAGUCCACAGCAGGCCAUAACAGCCCAGUCUCUCAAAUGCGGCAGCCCCUGGUUUUGGACAUGACUUUUUAUGAACCAAUAUUCGCACUAACUGCUUGUAUCAUCACUGUUAAUCAUGAUUUUUGUUAUUGUCAAAGUUGUUAAGACAGCGAAGUCUUUUAUGUGCGCUUUACUUUCACAUCAUUAUGUAAUUAUCUCUCUCAUUUCAGUCUGUGAAUUGAUGCUGAUCAUGCACUAUGAGGUGCUCGAGUACUUUCUGAAUCACAGCCAGAUUAAAGCUCACAACAGAGACAUUCAAUUACAACAAGGUCACUUCUGUUAAAUCUCUUUAUUCAUUAUGUUUAACGCUGAUUGUGCUUCAAUGUAUUCACCUUCACAGUUCAAAUACCAAUCAGUGUCUGAGUCUUACUCCUCAAAAUGACCUUAACAUGAACAGAAUAAACAACUAGGUGUUACAUAACUCGACUACAGUUACGUUUCGCACCAAGGGUUGAUGAUGUGAGCGCUUUUUGAAUGUAUGCGCUUGUCGCUGCCGGUAACAGAGACGUAACACUGUCACUGUCACUCAGUGAACGCAAGAGAUCCCCUGAGAUACAUCUAAAUCCCGCUGUUGGUCGUAUCUUCCUGACACUGUGUUCAUUUGUGUGUGUGUGUGUGUGAGGCAGAGACAUGCUCGACAUCACACAGUCCAAGGAUCUUUUCACCUUGUAAACACACAGAAGCCUGCUGGCCACCAUCACACACUCACACAGGCAGGUGCACUGAACCUGUGGCAGAAUUUCAUGAUCUGUGAGCAUUAUUUCUUUGUGAUGCUCAACACUCGACAGGGUUUUGUUCGCGAUGGUGUAUGUGUGGGUUGGGUGGUUACCACGUUAACUUGUGUGUCAGUGUGUGUCAACAUGUAGGUGUGUGUUAGUUUGUCAGCAGUGGCACCUACAAGACAGAAUCACGUGGGUUUACCGUUGGGGCGGGUGCAUGACUUACCGCUGGCAUCAAAGAAAAAAACCACACAGGUGUAUUUGUCAGCACGCUGCCAUGCCUGUCCAGGAACACUGAGUCAGAUAAGUGGCUGCACUCACCCUGUACGGUGCGUACGGGAGGUCAGAAAGACGUAUGAAGUGGCGAGCCAACACAGUGGAAUGGAAAAUGUGUCGAAUUAACGCUCCACAUUCAGCUCCCAGGCGGGAUUUCAUGCCUGCUGUGGGAGAGGGCUCUUACCAUUGACUGAUCAGUGAGUCACUCCACUGUGAUACACACAGCAUCUGUUCGAGUGAAUUUAAUGCAGCAUGGGUUUGUGCUGUGUGAAUUAUGAGUUCUCAUAACCUUGAUGUGAUAUUACUGUCUGCUCAUAGUGAGCUUUGAGAAUGAGUAGGCAAGUGAGAGAAAAAGACAAGACUGUGGCCUUAAAUCAUCUCCUCUCACUUCUUCUCUCUGCGUGUGUUUCUUUACUUGUAGAAACUGUAAGAUACUUUGACAGGAGCGCCAUUCAGAUUUAGCUUUAUCCCAGGAGAGCAGUGAGAAUGACUAUUAGCCAUACAUCCAUACAUAGUGCUGUUUUCUUUCUGAGUCUCACUGAAGGAAGAAGCGCCUCUUGCAAAAUAACAAACAUAAAAGAGCCCUUAAAUAAUAAAAGGACGGCUAGGUGAAAAUUUCACCAGAUUGAAUUCAUCCCUGCUUGAAACUUGUAUAAAUGCCUCUGAAAUUUAUCAGUGAAAUAUUUUCUCCCGCUCCAGAAUUCUUCAUUUCUUUCCUGGGCAUUAAGGAAGACUUAUUGUUCCCAGUUUAAGUGGAUCCGAGAGGAUGGCAAAGUACCAAAGAAGAUUUGUGAGGAGACGAGGUUUCGUUUUCUCUGGAACAAAUAGUGCUCCUUAAAUAUAAAGCUCAUUUACAUGUAUGAGUCAGAAAAUCACCCUCCUAUGCAUUGUCAGCAGAGUGAAUGCAGGCCAUACAUCACUGUGGGGCUUUAGAUUGGGCCUCAGGUUGUCUUGUUUUCAGCUACACUGAAGCUCUUCAUGCAGUAAACCGAAUAGUCUGUGCUUUCCAGAUAAAAUAAUAUGUGAUUUAGUCUCUUUGUCUUGAGUGUUUUUUUCCUCGUAUGGCUCCAUUGUUCUUGUCUGAUAAGUGCCAGAGUGAUGGAGAAAGUAGAAAGCUCAUAAGCGUGUGUAUUGUUCAGUAUUUUAAAACACUUCAACAGUGCAUUUGUUCCUUUUUCUAAUCACACAGUAUUGUUUUAAUGUUACAUACAAGCAUGAUUCAUCAAAUGUAGACUCUAAAACAUACAUGAAGUGUUAGUGUGAGUGUUUUCCUCAUUCUUCUUGCUGCUGCUGCUCCACCUGGUGGUCUUUUGUGUCAAAGGACAUACAUGAGGGCUUACAGUACGGUGGAGCAUAAUGGCUCUGUUCACAUUGAGAGCCAUAUUAUGAUGCAGCAGAGACAGCCUAUUAAGUCUUUUUUAGUACUGGUACUGAUGUGGAAGCUCAAGGACACACCGAGUGAGUGAGAAACACUCCUAAAUGGGCUUUAACUCUGAUGUUUCAUUAACUUUAAGUAUUAAUGUGGAGAACCUCCUCCUCUGAGUCUUGUUUUCACUCAAAUGGCUGUUUUACUGUUAUGCACAGCUGAGUAUAAUCUCUAUAAAGGGACAAACGCAAUUAUGGAGCAUACCUGAGAGAAUAGGCGACACAACUAGAUUAAAAACUGUGGUUAAUCAGACAAAACCAGGAAAAUGAGGCGGGAAUAACCCCAAAAGUGUUGUUACAUUUUUAAAGUUUAGAUUAGAAGAGUGCAUCGCUUUGAAAAUUAGACACUUGAACCCAUGAUAGUCGUUGACAUCUGUGUCUUCUCAUUACAGAAUGAGCUCUUCAGGUCAGUAGACCCGUUCUGAUUGGAGACAUGUUCUAAGGACGACCUCUCAGCCGCCAUGAAAGGGUUAGGAGCCAACCGCAGCCGUCACCUGUCCGACUCAUGUGAACCACCAGGCUGCACCCAGAAGCCUCUCUGUCCCCUGACCUCUGACCCACACAGCUCCUUUCUAUUGAGCCCCACCAUUAACCAUUAUGCCACCUUGGACCCACAUCUUCACCAGUAUUCCACCACCAGCCCCACAUCCCUGACCCCAGACUGCCUCCUGCCUUUUAGCCAGAUCUCCAGCAGCAGCACCUUCCCUCGUCUGCACUUCACCUCCCAGGCUGAGCAGGCGGACUGCUCCCAGGCAUGUCUAGCAGGUGGUGGUGGAGCUGGGCAGGGCAGCAGAGCAAACGCACUCUCGACUUCUUUGUCUAUGGGUAUGGGCUUGGGUUUGGGCCUCACUGGAGCGCCUAUGAUCACCAGCGGCUCGGCCACCAUCUCCUCUGCAGCAGCUGCCAAGAUGAACCGGCUACCCUCCAAUAUCCUGGAUCAGCUGGAGAGGCACCUUCCGCUGCAACGAGAUGGUUUUAGCACACUGCAGUUUCACAGGGGACGCAUAUCAAAGCAACGCAGUGAGAGCCCAGGACGCAUUCGUCACCUGAUGCACUCUGUGCAGAAGCUAUUUGCAAAGUCCCAGUCUCUGGAAAACUCUGCAAUCAAAGGCAGCUUAAAUGGGCGCUCUGCAGGAGGAGCAACCACAGGAGGAGGUGAGGAUGGAGGUAGACCAACACGCAGGAGUAAGAGUAAAGAUAGGGCUAAAACUGAAGGGCCAAAGCAGAGACCCAGGCCAAAUGCACUAGGCCUCUGGGGCUCAGACGACGCCCUGGACAAUGACACCACCAAAGCUGGCACCAUCGCUGUCGGUUACCGCAACCCGCUGAGCAUGAUGACUCUGGGUAGAGCGGUGUCAGACAGCCAGGCCAGACACAUCCCACAGGGCUACAACACCAUUUCUGCACACACUCUAAAGACCUCGAAAAGCAGCAGUGACCUCAAGUUUCUGGCGGCGUGCCCGGCGACGCAGGUAGGAUGCAAGGAAGAGGAGGGAAGAAGCAGAGGAAGCAAGGAUGACUCAGUGGUGAAGAGGGGCUCCUGGUCCACUCUCACCCUCAGCCAGGCCAGGCAAGUGUUGCAGAAGGGCUCUGCUACCGUCAACAGGACGCUGCUUAAAUCAAAGUCAUGCCAUCAAGAUUUGGCACAACAGUUUCUGCAGGUAGGAAGGACAGUGAGUAUUCAUCUUCAUCCAUUUUUGUAAGUUUGCAUGGCUUAUGUUAUCAUUUCUCUGAGAUUUGUGUAAUUAUUCACUUUAUAGCACCAGGAUACAGUUUAUGCUUUAACUUAUACUUUGAUUAAAUUUAGAUUUAUUCUUUUUAUCACAUAUGGUUUCUAAUUUAAGAUUUAUCCUAUGUUAAUAUGGUUAAAUUUCUAUAAUUUUCCCACGUCACAGCUUCUCCAAAGUCAUAUUUUCAUUCAAAGCCAAAAUGUUCAGCAUCAUUAACUGAAUAUACAGCUAAAAAUAUGACUAAAACCAUAUACAAACAGUCACGUAUGGCCCAUUUCUAUGGGGAUACACCUGAACUCUCAUGGUUACAUACUAUAAGAGUCUCACAUAACUAUAUGCGCAACAUAAUCUAGGUUCCAGGGGAAUGGACAGGAACUCUGGGUCGCGGCAGGGCCAAAGGAACAGAGAUCCCCUGUCGGAGAAUGCGCAGCGGCAGCUAUGUGAAAGCAAUGGGCGACCUAGAAGACAGCGAGGACUCGGAGGGGAGCCCCAAACCUUCACCCAAGUCUGCUGCCCGACGCCACAGCUACCUGAAAGCCACCCAGCACUCCCUGAGUGAGCAGCAGCCGCCGCCUCCUCCUCGCAAGUGAGUCUCACAGAGAAUAAGAUUCAUUACUCUGGAUUACCAUACUCAUUGUUUUGCCAUAGUGGUGUUUGUGCUCUUUUACUUUACAUUCAUUGAAACAGAAACAGGCCCCGAAGGGGAAAUUGUUGUUAAAACGGAGGAAGGUUUUUUUUCCUAAUGGCCCCAAAGGUAGACAGCAGGUGGCAGCAUCUAGUCACAAAUAAUGGUCUGGGGUUGCAGCAGCACUUCUUUACAGCAAAGUUAUCACUAAGCUAGAGAUGAAAUACAAUAAAUGCACUCAGAACUUUUUAUUUUUUAUUAUCAUAAACGUGGUAGCAGAUGAAACUUUGCCAUGUUUUUUACCCCCACAUCCACACAUGCAGGCCUCGUUGCUACGCUCUCAUGCGGGAGGAUUAUCUGUGGUCUCCGCUGCAGAGUGCAUGCUCUAUGCAGCAUCUGAGGUCAGUGUCAUCCCCAGGCAGGCAGUGUGGCCCUCCACCCACCCUCACUGUCCCCACUGCCACAACCCACCACCUAUUUUUGCCUUACCCUCCCAGUACUUUUCCUCUCUGACCCCCCUGCUCCAUCUCCUACCCUGAGUGGUAUGUUACGACUUUUACCUGCUUCCUCAAAGCCUUGAUCUCAUAACAUGCAAAUCUCCCAUGAAAAUCACUCCACCACACCCUGCUGCUCAGCGCGUACACCUCUCCACUAACACCAGGUGCAAAAAAAGGGCUUCCCAGAACAGAGGAAACUUUUUGAAAACCACUCGGAUCAGUGUUUGAAAGCUUAUCUGGUGGUUUUACUUUUUCAGUUUCCUCUGCGCUGGUAUUUCAAACAGGUUCUGCAUUUAUCACUGUUCACACAUCUCAGCCAUAUUUAAUUUCAAAACACCCAGGGGAAUUUUUCAGAGUGUAAUUAAAUGCUUCUCCUGGAUAUCAUCAAUUAAGCACAGCCCUAACUUAAUCCACUCUCUGACUUCUGAGUUGCUGAUUAUUACGUUCACUUUCACAGCUCCCUGCCGUCCCUGAAAGAGCUGUCGACUAACCGCAGUCUUGAUAACUUGGACUGUCUGGUGAGCCCGCUGGAGGCUCCGCCGCGCCACAGGAACAGCAAUUACAGCCAAUGUGCCAGCACACUGGGCAGAGUCUCGGGCACUCAGGUAUGUGUGUAAUUUCACCAAAUGUGUUACUAUCACUGUCGCAUUUUCAUAACUCAGCUGCAAAUACCACUUUGUAGGAAUAAACUGAUAUUUGAGGAAUACGAACUCUUUUCAUAUAUUUUGUAGGUGUUACAUAAAAAUUCAUGUCUCGAUCUCUUAAAAAACAGCUCGUUAGAUUAUUUCAAAGUGAUCCCAGAAGCGUCAGACUGAGAAUUAAUGUGAUCAAAGCUAAAAACUGCCCGGGAAGGAGCAUAAUCAUGACACACAUUGACACCGCUCUUGAGGUUUAGAGCUACCAUGAGAGGAUAUAAGAGUGUAUGUAAUGCCAUUUGGGAUGUUAUAUAGAUAAGCCAGCUGGGAAUGAGAGAGAUGUCUGAGCAUGUUUGCUUAGUGGGACAUGUGCCUCAGUGUAAACCUGAGGGAGCUUGCUGUAAGUCUUAAUCAGCAAGAUUGCUCUGGGAUGCGGAAUCGCACACAUAAGUCUAAUGCAAACAUCCCAUAAUGAAGCAGAAUUAUUCUACCACAUAGGAGCGUUUGUAUAUGUCAGAUGAUGACUUUUAUUACUGAUAGUAACUUAAUCCAAAUACAUAAUACUGUGCAUAAUAAACUAGAACACUCAGUUUCAAGGUUUUAUUAUUAUUAUACAUGUCUAUGUACCACCCACAAUGGGUUCAUGUUUGCUGCUCAAGUGUCAGACAUAUAAGUGAAUCUCCUGCUUGAUUCUUCAUCUUUCUUGGUCACUCAAUCAUGAGCAUAUAAAACACACUACAUUAUUACGGAUUAAACUGUUUUUUUAAACUCUUUUUGAUCUGUGUCUGUCAAAAACAGCAGUAUUUCAGGGCUCUAACUUGGCUUAGCCAUUAAAUUGCUCUCCCUGCCCAAUCUUCAAAGCAGGCAGUGGGGUUUGAGUCCAGUCAGUGACCCCCUCACUGCAUGUCAUUCCCCACUCUCCUUUCCCAAUUUGCGGCUCUCCCUGCUGUCCUAUCCUCCAAUUAAAGGCAAAAAAAGCCUAUACGUAAACUUAAAAGGGAAAACGGGGUCUAGUUCCACUGUCAUAUCAGACUUUUUAGACCCCAAAAUGUCAAAUUGUGCAAAAUCGUAUGAAGCUAUCACAGUUUUGUGAAAAUUUGGAGCUUAGAGAAAAGUACAAGAUUUUCUUGCCUUAAUAUUUUGCCUAUCCUAUAACUGUUUACCACAAAUAAUGCCCCCCUAUCCAAUUAAAGGGACCUAAACGCCAAAAUAUCUUCUUUAAUACAAAAUGUAUGAAAAUAGCUUUACCUUAUUCUGCUGUAUAAAACUGCUAUUUGUUCAUCAGUCUUCACAAAUAUAAUUGUCAUAAAAGUGGUCAGACAUAAGGAUAGUUUCUCUUUGGAAGUAAUACCGUCACUCUUUCUUCCUGAAGUAAAUUUGAUGAUUACUUACUCUGUAGUUGACUUCUUUUUUACAUUCUCAUCACGUUACUUGAACUUAAAUCAAAGAUCCAGGUGCACCUCCCUUAAAGGUGCAAAGUAAAUGCAUGUUUUACAGUCUGCCCUUUGCCCUCAGCGUGUGAGUAUGCACACGUUUUUUCAGGUAUGCGGGCAGGGCUUUGGGCAUGGGGUACCGUACUGUGAGGGGGAAUCGCAGGCAGUGGAGGCGCUGGAUCUGCCUGCGCCUACGUGCUUCCGGUCACGCAGCCACAGCUACCUUCGGGCCAUCCAAGCGGGCUGCUCCCAGGAUGAAGAUACGGCCUCUGUGGACUCAGACUCGCCACCCCCAACCACGACAGGAUACAGCUCCAAAACACGUGAGUACCAGAGAAGAAAGAGAGGGUAGGCUUUUAUUCUAAAAAAUAAAUAAUUAUUAAGAGAAGAAGAAAGAAAAUAUAAAAGAAAUAUCAGUUGAAUGGACCAAACACAUGUCUUUAAAAGUCGCCCACACAUCCAUUCACAACAGACCUUGAGAGACAUUAGAAUUGGCUCAGAGGCAAUUUUGAUUAUGAAGUUCUACCAACUACAGUUAAAAGCACUUUUUCUCUUAUGCAUUAAAUUUACUGAUUUACUGUGGGUGGUAAAGUAUUUAACAUACGAAAUUUCACAUUAUUGUCAUUAUAACUGUCACGUUACAGUCAAAACCAUGUCCUUUACUUUCUGUCAGCAGUGGCUUGGUCAGCGAAAGUCCUUGAAAAACAUUCAUACACCAGCAGGGACGCAGAGGUGGGCUCAUCAGCCCUCCUUUGAAUAGAUGAGUCAAUCAAAGUGGGAGAAAACGAGAGAACUUUUUCAAUUAAUCAUAGCUUUUGUGAAGCGUGGAACUUCAAGGUUUGAUUUCAUUCAGCCUAAAUGUCCUCAUUCACUGUUUGAUUUAUGACACAUGCUCUGAAUUUCGAUAAAGGACCCCAACUUCUGCGAGUUUAAUUGAAUUUCUGUCACUAUUCUUUCUUUAAUUGAUCUAUUUUCAAGGUUCCCUCUGCAGUAAUGUUUCUAUUCAGACUCUUUAUGUCGAGGGUUACAUGAAAAGUUUUGUUACUGGAUGUAAAAAUGAAUCAUGCUUUUUGUUUGAUGUUUAAUAGGAGUCAAAGAUGUCCUAACACAACAUUUAAGAAUUCAAUCACUGAGUUGAGACGAGUCAAAAAAGAAGUACCUUAAUAAGUUGCCAUGAGACAUACAGUGACUUAGACUAUUAUUUUUUUCUAAUGUAGGGCCCAAAAAGCCAUCAUGGAUGAAUUUGAUGGGAAGAUUUUAAGGAUUUUUUUGUGUAAAUAUAUUUUUUAAUGUGUGUAUUUUAUAUAAUUAUCACAACAAGACAUUAAAACCCUAAUAUAUCUAUAAAUCACCAGUCAGGGUACAAAUGAUUGGAUUUGUUUUGCUCAAUGAUGAAUGUGCAAAUAUUUGAUGCACUUAUUUUCAAGCAUUUAUGUUUCCCAAAAGGAUUUUUUCGUGUUAUAUAUGGGUUAACUUUGUGUCAUAUAUUUAAUUUGAUGCCUACCGACACAAAACAGGGAGGGGGUGGGUUUAUAUAGAGCGCUAUUGUUCAGGUCACAAUGGAUCGAAUAUGUAUGAGCUUAUGUCAAGACUCUUGUCUGGUUCCCGCGGCGUCAGACAACAAAUGAAACGCACCUAUCACGAAGACAGACACCAACAACGUUACAAAGAGGCAACAACCAAUCGGCUUCUAAAUCGAUUACCUCGCGGACCGCAAGCGUCCAAUCAGCGGCAUGGAAACGGUAGCGAAGAAAAACGUGGACUCCAAUCCUCGUCGUCAAGGGCGUGUACUACAAAUCUUUUCUUCACAGCGUCGCUUCUGUGUAUCUCACGGCUGGACUCCGUAAGCCCGUCUGUAUCUCGUCUGCCUCUUAUGAAUGACUAGAAAAUAAGGAUUCCUCCGUCGACAUUUACACAGUAAGAUAUUUCCUCCUUUUUCUGACCACUCUUCAAUUCGUUCACUGACAGUGUAUUGUCGGUGAGCUAGCAACGGCAAGCUAACGGGAGCUAAUGGUGUGUUAGGUAAGCUAGCGUGAGCUAACGUGGAAGAAAGGGUAUGAAACCCUAAUACGGGUUGUUAGCAGGUUGGCGAGGUUGAAGUACGGUAUCGCGGUUGCUGUGGUGAUAACGAAGGGAAAAGCCAGUAGUCGCAGCGUGUCUUUGUUGGCUCGCUCUUAUCUCUGCCUUUUUAACGCCUCCGGCUAACGUUUCUGAACAUUAAAUACCCCGUGUGAUCACACGCCGUAAUGAGCCUUUUACUAGCUGAAGCUAACAGUAGCCGAGGCGGUAAUAGGCGAGUAUAGACAGCUCGUAACCGGCUGGUGUGGCCAACCAAACCGUCCACGUCUGUCAUAUCUUAGAUCUCACUCUGGCUUCUGCAGCGUUUUACACAAGCCUUUUAAUAUGCAAACCAGUGUGUCCUGAGGCGGUGGAGUAGUCGUUCAUAAAAAAGGGAAAAUGAAGAACCUACGUUUCCUCUAUGGAGUUACACUGAUUCAACUUACAUACAUGUUGAUCUGGAUUAGCGAGCUUCCAGGUGAAGCCCUUUAAUGUUCACAGGUACUCCACUCUUAUACCAGAUUCAACAUGUGACGGUAAUGUGAUAUCAGGGGCUAGUAGGAAACUAUUAAUGCUGUGAAGGUGUAAUAAUUUCUUCAUUCAUAAAGUUUACAAGACCUGUGAGGAGUUUUGCUGGUCUUGAACAGGCUAAAUAUAUUAUUGAUGCCACUUUGUGACCAUCUGCUAUCAACGAUCAUUGAUUUUAAAAAGUCAGUAUCUAAGGUAAGAAGACUCAUAGAGACAACAAACAGCAUGGAGACAUCAGAAAAACAUAGACGAACACCAGAUGCACAAUAAACACAGUUAAAGCCAAUGAAACAUGAUUGAAAGGUGGUAUAAUAGAAGAUAAGGACAUGUUGAAAAAGCCCCUUUUCGCUCUGAAUAAAUUCUGAAUUAAUCAUUAAAGGGAAGGUAAAUGCCAUUUUUUGUCAAUGAGUAUUAAUCGAACAUGUACUGGACAACAUCAGACUACAACAGGAGUCACCAUAAUCAGUACAAAAUUGACACUUCCUUACCUCAUUUUACCCUCUGCUAAUGACUAAAGUUAUCAUAGUAAGGUUUAUUCAGACCAGGUUAAGGCUCCAUUUUAAGUAAACAUAGCCACAUAGUCUAACACCAGAUGCACAAUAAACACAGUAAAGGCCAAUGAAACAUGAUUUAAAAAUGGUACAAUAUACGAUAAGGACAUGCUUUUCACUCGGUUUACAACAACCCAAUUAAAGAAAUUCUGAAUUAAUCAUUUAGAUGUUAAAAGGAAGGUGAAUGCCAUUUUUUGUCAAUGAGUACUGGACAACAUCAGACUACAACAGUGGUUAUCAUAAUCAGUACAACCUGAUAGUUCCUCAUAAGAGCCUUUAAUCCCACAAAUCUCACUUUUCCCCCUGUUAGUGACCAAAGUUAUCAUUGUAAGGUUCAUUCAGACCAGAUCGAGGCUCCAUUUUGGAUCAAGUUUCUCAAUACUACCCUCAUUAUUUUUGUUUUGACUGAAUGGGUUUUAGUUGUAUUUUUACUUUUUCUGCAUAGGCUUUUAUUAGUCCAUGGUUUUAUGUGCCAUCUUUACUCAGUAUCCACCAACCAUGUGUUAAGAGACCGGAGGACACAAUCUAUUAUUUAUCAGUAUCCUGCCCUGCGUAAUGCGUUGCAGUUCAGCAGUGAGUACACUUGGCUUUUAAAAGCACCACCUGACUAGAGAGGGAUAUGCGCACAAAAAGAAAAUAACAUCACAGAUCGACUGUCAGAGUAAGCUGAUCAAACUGCCUAUUCGGUGAUAAAAAGACAAUGUUGUUCCUAUUACUCGUAUAGGAACAGAAAAUGCUGCUUUCAAGUCCUUAGAAGCAACUUCUAUUCAAGCUCCUGGGUCCCAUCAGAAACUCUAGCUUUGAGGCUUCAUUGUGGUGACAAGGCGUGUUCAUUGUAUCCAGCACCAUGUUACACAACACAUGGUGUUCCUGUAUAUCACCAUGGAUAGACAGUGAGUCAUCCUUCACUGUAUUAAACGCACUUCCUCUCACCCUCAUUGAUGAGGUAAUCUCUUUACUGAAUGGGCGAAACAGCUGGAGUUUCACUGUAAGGUCACCAGCCUAGAAGCUUCCUAAUGAUGUGUGUGGAGCUGUUUGUUCAUAUGGUUAGACAGUGUACUGGAGGCCUAAACAUUUCCUACACUUAUGUCAGGCACUGAUUAGAGAACUAUUUUAAUGUAGUUAGGCUUGCACCUAUAUUGAUUGUGGCAGCCAGUGUAAAAUACACACAGUAUCACAGUUGUUAGAAACUUUCUAUGACAAAAUAUGACAUUCUGAUAUUUUUAGAUCUGAGAAAUCUUCCCAUCAGUAUUAUAAUUUUUUUACAGUGUUCAUUUAUUUGCCUAUUCUUCUGGGGAGAGGUCAAAAUGAAUCCCAGUAUAGUAUCAGACCUCAGUAAGAGUUGAUCAGGUAGAGUAAUAAGCUAGUUUCACAUCCCGAGGGGUUUGACCUCAGAGGCUCUUACCACGUGUCUUUACAUCAGCUGAUAAGGAUAUAACCUAGACUGUUGCUCCAGUUCAGCAGGUCAGUUUAAGGACCAAGGCCAUUAGGAUAUCACACUGUACAGAUGAUAAAAUGCACAAAUCAGCUCUCCACCUGAGCAAAAGAUGGACCAAAAUUUCUGGAUUUUGUCUCAGUUGCCGUGGCUCCUCUCAAGGCAAGCUGGUCCUUCUUUAAAUUAAAAAAAGAUGCAGGAAUAUGAAACGCAAAUUGACAACAUUUGACUGAAACCAUAGCUGUGACUAUGUUAGCUGUGGCACCUUUUGUUAAGGGUGUUGUCACUUCACUGCCAGCAUGUCUGUGUUUCAGCCUGUCUUUCUGUCUCACCGGAGAGCGCUCUCUUUUCAUGAAGUCUGUGCACCCUGCCUACCUUUGAGCUCGUUUCUCUUAUUCAUGAAGCUAUUUUGGGAAAACGGCACAGAUUCCAUGUUGAAGUCUAGAAACUCUGCAAACAAAAUGAGUAUACGCCUGUAAAGUGAGAAACAAUUAUAAGCAGCAUUAACAGGGAGAGAGUCGAGUUAUUUUAAAGUGACUUGAAUUUACAUUCUUGUGUCCAACAAAUAUCCUAAAUGAAAUAUCGUCUACAGCUUCAAUUAUAUAGGUUUUAAAGCCAAUAUAAAGCAAGUCUUGCUCCAAGUAUAGAUGCAUUGAUAUUGAGAGUAGCUCCUGACCAGAUCUAACCAAUAUUUUGAUCAAUAAUGUCCCUUAUGUAUGUAAUCUGUUAGUCUGAAGUCAGGCAUAGCUGUGUGUCUUGGUCUUAUCUUUCAAUUCCCACAGCCUGUUAGUUUGCCAUACUUUCAUAUAGUCUGGCUGCUAAUCUUUGACAGAACACCCGCCAUUACCUCUUUCUAUGAUACUUGGCUCCGAUCCAGAAUUUCACAAAAGCUCCUCCACAAUAAGCCACAAUCCAGGUCUGGUGUGUUUUGUAAUUUGCAUGUGUUUGAGCUUUGCUCUCCAGUAGACAAUCAUGUUGAACCUCGGUCUCUCCCCUCUCAAAGAAUCUCACACUGCAGCCUAAUUAACACACUUCACUGUGAGUCAAGAUCACUCAAGAAGGAGCUCAGCAGUAAUCAAAACCCCUCAAAUCCCAAACCAUACAACCCAACAGGCUCAACUAAAGUGUAAGAGAAGCCGCUCCUUUAUUUUAAACCCAGACAAUGAUAUCAGCAUUAGAAUAGUAAAUCACUCCCAAGUUUUUCCUGCCAUUCAGGGUCCAUUAUUGGACAUCUGAUAGCUCUCAGACAGACCUGCUGAUGGAGCCGGAGCACAUCCUGAGUGAGAGUGUUGAUAGUGUUGUAAUUGAUCCAAAUAGUUUUUGCUGGGGCCAACAUGAAGUAGUAGAGCAAUGGAAUUACUUUGUCUAGCUUUCAUUGGCCUUCGUAGUUGGACUCAAAAUCGUAUCCCUGCCCUUGAUCAGUUGCAGACAAGUGUGGGAAUGAUGGAUUGUGAAAGUUUUACACCAUACAAAGGAGCAGUUUGAUGAAAAAUUUGUCCAUAAACCAUAUGUUCUGUUUUUGCAGCAAGGUAAAACCAUUGAUCUAAACUUUGUUCAGGAUUCAAUCAAUUCAAACCAAUCUUUCUACUCUCGUCCUUCAUGAUGGUACUUAACCAAAGAAUGAAUAAUUCCUUAACCGAAACCAAACCACUGACAGUUCGCUGAACACAGCCUGACUAACUCGUAUAAGUGUAUAGGUGAGACCAAUUGCAAUCCAAUUACUGUCCCAGUAUCCUAAAAAUAAACUUUAUUCUUGUUGGGUGAGUUUAUCAACAGGAGUGCAGACAAUUAGGCCUUGCAAAAGAUGGCAUAGCAAAGGAUUACAGAAAGAGCAUCAUCAAGUCCAUAAGGAAAUAUCACUUAUAUUUAUCCUAAACUAAUCUAAUACCGUAUUUGUCGCACCAAACAAAACAGUCAGAUAAGUCAAGCUUUUUUUUAACUCAUUCAAUAACUCUGCGAGGCUACGGUAGCUGCAGUGCUCCGACAAGCCAAAAGGAUUUUAAGUGCGCCUUAUAGUGCGAAAAAUACGGCAACUUGUCUCGUCACUGCCUCUGCUGACCCACCAGUGAAGCCAAGUUUGUGUAUUUAAUGUUUAAUGUUAAGAAAAAAAAGAGCUCGUGAUGGGUGAUACUUCUGAAUAAGUAAAAUAGAGAGUUUAACUGAAGGCUAUUAGCAUGCUCUACCUCAGUGAUCCAGAAUCUGGGCAGCUUAGCCUCCUCUUAAUCACCUCUUGGCAGUGUGCCUCUACAGUAGGCAGGUGAUGCUGAGCCAGCCGUGACACUAUAGAUUGCAUUAAGUUGUGAAUAAUCUGCAUUUAGCCCACUUCGCUGUAACUAGAUGCUCAUAAACAUUGUUUAGUCUAUAUAGCGGUUGCCUUGAUCUCUUAAUGAGCAGGAUAAGACUUGGACGUGUUUCAUAAAGGAGUAUUUGCUGUAGAUGAUCUGUUAAACAGAGAGGCAAAGUUUAUAAUCAUCUUAAUAGCUCAGUGUACGAUUAAGAUAUGCAGAGCAGCCUUGCGCUCACAUCAAACAGGGCAGAGGCAUGUGUUAAGAUUCAGGGUGUUGCAGCCUGGAUCCAUUAAUUAACUCGGGGAAUGUCACGCAUCUCUGUGAUUACUACGAGCGAUUGUCGCGCAGAAACAAAUGGCGUGCUGUUGGUGAGAUGCCAAAAUCGCUACUGAAUUCCUCGGCUGCAUGAGCGACGCCUGAGCUACAUGGAGUGGAUUCCACAGUCAUGUUUGUGUAUGUUGGUGGUAUUUAAUGAAGGCUUUACUGGUGCUGUGAGUCAUCGGACUCUGACGGAAGUACAGCACCCUCCCAAUUACAGGGCGUUAGGCUGCUAUUUAUAUUGAACCACUACCAGAGAGAGAGAAUAAACACUACAGUUGGUGAUUAAUUUGGAUUGUUGAGCUGUAAAUGACCUUUUUGGUCAGCCAAUUUUGAAAACACAGUCCAUCUAUCUCUUUGGACAUGCUGGAAGUAUUUGUCUGAUACUCAUUCUGUACCUCCCCCAGUCACAUGGUGAUAUUCAUCCAGUUGUUUAAAUAGCAUUUACACAAAAUCCCCUCAAUUCCUGCAAAAAGCCUGAGGUUUUUUCCUGGUUUCUCAUGUUGUUGUAGUGCUGCGGUUAACCCUGUAUUAUCCACCACAACCCUGUACUCAAGACUGAUGACAGAGAAAGAGGCACCAGCCCCGUUCCUUGUGCCUGAGUCAGUCCGCCUUGGCCCGCUGGUUCUCCACUUUCAGGGCUCAUUUCAGUUUCUGUGGAAAGAGUUAGUGAAGCAACAGCAUUCUCAGAGUCACAAUACAGCGCAGAAGUUGUCUAUCCUAUUUGGAUUUGUUCGCUCAACUCUAAUUUAAAAGGUAAAAUAGUUCAGAUCUACAGAUGCUUUAUUCUUCAUUCAGUCGUCACUGGUUUGAUUCCUGGCCCUUUUCUUUGCUGCAUGUCAUCUCUCACGCUCUACGACUAAGGCAAAACUACUAAAAAACAUAAAAAUUAUAGGGUCACACUUUAUUGUAUCUCUUAUUUGUAGAUAAUAGAGAGAUGGCAAACAAAUAAGACGAGGGGAAACCAGUAAAGAAGAGCGAUAAUAACUUUAAAGUUCUUCGUGAGAGAUAAACAACACUCAAAACAGAUCACUUACUUUAUAGAGGCAGGCAUGAUGAUGUUUGCUCUUCUCUCCUUCUUCUGCAGGUCUUCGUUUCACAACAACCACUUAGAGCUGCUCCCUAAAAAUCAAUAUUAAUAAUCAGCCCAGAAACCCAGUCUCAAAUGCCAGUCAAUCAUUGCGCUAUUUUUUAGAUGCAUUAUUGCCUUCAUGAUAACAGUAUGGCUGAUAAUCACUUUGAUAUCAGAGGCUUUUCUAAAAGCUACCAAACAACAAUGAUAAAUAGAAAUGAACAAGGUCGUGGAAAUCAUAUAUGAAACAUUUAACACAAUUAUUAUCUCAAAAACAAAUGAGGUAACUCGUUUGCCUGAUUUUUGCGCUUCUUGCAAACAGGAAAGAGUAAAAGGGAUGUGUUAUUUCCUCUGUUUCAGUUGUUCCUUGAAAGCAGCGUUGCCCUGUGUGACAAUCCCCAGAGCAUCAGGACUGUAAAGGUGUGGCGUGUUAGGGAAGAUCCCCAUAGACACACUGACGUCAGCGAAACAACUAAAACAGACAAAGCUUGAUGAACAGGCUGAUAGAGGCGGCAAUAAGGGCAAAGUACAGGCUUUUGUUUGCCGAUAGGCCGUGUUUAUGGUUUUGUGUUUUGGCACUGAUGGGCACCACGUGACUUUUGACAAGAAGCAGAGUUUUCUUUAUAGGCAGGAACGAGAGGGUUUUUAGGCUCUGUGUUGACCCUGUUUUUUGUCUUAUCUCCAUCUUCUCCGAGAAGUCAGCAAUAGGAGGGCUCCACCUCCAGUCCCACCCCGCACCACAUCCAAGCCCCUCAUCUCAGUGACCCUGCAGAGCAGCACAGAGUCAGCCCAAGACACAUACCUUGACCAGCAGGACCGUGGCAGCGAGGCCAACAGCCAAUCAGGACGAAGCAACUCCUCUGACAGUCUCUGUAGCAUCCGCACGGGCAGUCUGGCUAAGGGUACCCAGCCUCCGCCGAUCCCUGUCCCUAUUAUAACCCCUGCACCUGCUGCUGCUGCCACUGUACCCCCUGUUCCAGCCCCUCGUGACCUCCACUCCACCACCUCCACCGUAACCACCACAACUGUCACCGCUAGCACUACUUCCACAUCUACCCAGCCCCAAAAUGACACCCUGAGCAUCGGUGCCACCCUUGAGCAGCCCCCGACUGCACCCAGGAGGAAACUGUCCUCUAUUGGAAUUCAGGUAAGAACAACCCAUCUCAAGUCUUCACAUACAAGUAUACAUGCACAAUCUUUAAUUUGUAUUUACCUGUGUUCUUCUUGUUGUCAACAACGCUUCAGGUGGAUUGCAUUUUGCCAGUCUUAAGAGAAGAACCACUACCACUGACCGCACCGCUCAAGUUUCAAUCUAUUGGAGUUCAAGUGGAGAACGGCAGACCGUAAGUAAACUCACAAACAUAAAAAGCAACUUGUUUGAUCAAAGUAAGUAAAUGUCUGCAAUCAGUAUUUUCCGUUAGAUAUAAUGCCUAAUUAUUUCUCAAGACUAGCAGAGUUAAAGAGGAAUGCAUUUCCUCUCUAUCUGCACACAUUCGCUGGUGUUCUCUUCUUUUUACCCGUUUGUUUUUAAACCCAAAGCCUGUGCAGCAGCGUGUUUCUAAGGUCAUGAGCAGUCAGUCUGACAGCAGCACAGCAGCCCAGGGCACUGAUUGAUGUCCUUUUAAUCUUGUUUUGACUGUAGAGAGCCGAACAUGGAGGGAAAAUUGUCAUUUAAACUUUUUAGUGCAAUGUAAUUCCCCCUUAAUCAUGUUUGUUUGACGGCUCACCCCGUUUUUUCCCCCUGCUCAUUAUCCCUGAAGCCAGCAGUCCUCCCACUUUUAUGGUGCAUACCUAAUUCGUCGCUAAUUCGCCCUUUGCAUACAGUCCUUGGUUCUGUGUAUUCUGUGACAUCUUGUGCUCCACUGCAAACAAUGAUAGUGCACCAUCAGCUGCCACAGUGUCCUGUCAGUUAAUUGCACUGACCUAAAUGUGUUGCUGUGGGAUAUGUUUGACACAGGACUUCACUGUCUAGAUGUAUUUAACUGUCUGUAAGGAGCUAAUGUCUAUGUAUGUUUCUGCAGUCUCAGUCGGGACAGCAGCAUGGCCUCCAGACAAAACACAGAGACCGAGCCUCAGGAGCCCCAGGAUGCCGCACCCACAGAAAACAACACAGCCAACUGCACCAACAGUAAAACAGAGAAUACCAGCGCGCCCAGCAGACAGGACAAAGCCAUGGAACAGCAGCCCCUUAAACAGAGCGCGGCCUUAUCCAGGAUACCGACAUCGCCCCCGGAGAGUUUGGACCCGGCUUUAGACCCCUCCUCGCUGCCACCGCCAGAUCCCAGCCUGGGGACCGGAAACUGCGGCACCCCCGGUGAUGCUGUUCAGUCCAGCACGCCAGCCUGCCUCCGGGACGGGAACUGGUUCCUGAAGCUGCUGCAGGCAGAAACAGGACGCAUGGAGGGCUGGUGUAAACAGAUGGAGCAGGAGACCAAAGACAACAAGCUGUCAGAGGAGGGUGAGUGAGUGAGUGAGUCAGGAAGUGACACUGAAGAUAAAUUUACAUGUCAGAAGCUUUGUGCCAAGAUGAAGGUCACGUGUUUUCUAUAUUUUCUGCAAAUAACUUCGAGGUUCACAAGCUCCAUCUCUUCUAAGCGAGAGGGAAAAGCACUAUGAUGAAUACUGCGUUAUGCAGAGACACUUAUGCAGAAUAAAGUGUAAAAUAAAUGGUGUUUACUAUGUUCAUAGAUUACUCUCUCACUAAGUUAAAAUCAAAUGUCAUCAGGAAGAACAUUUUUUCUCUUGUCAGUCAGGUUCACAGACAGGUUAUCGGGUCAGAACUUGUCCACACUGACUGCAGACAAUGAGACACAGCAGGACACAGUCACUGCAGCCAUUGACUCACUGUAUCAUCGCUCAUUAGAGUGGGAGGAAGCUUUGUUUUAUCUGUAACACAGCCACUGCAGAGUCAUUUCACUUCUCCCUUCUCCCAAAAUCCCACUCAGGCUUUCGGGCCGAUCUAUCUCUGCAGUGUCUUAAAUAUGAAUGAGCGUGAAGCCGACCAGCUGUAGAGGCUCCAUCCGAUUAUCAUUCCCCCCUGCUCUCCGUGAGCUUGAAUUAUGAAUUUCCAUUUACAUGCUAAUAAAUGGCAGAAAAUAGCUGUCGACGGAUAAUUUGUUAUCCUCCCAAAGAUUGAGUUACUUCUAAGGAAACGAUUUACUGCAAGAGAAUGUGAAACAGUAAAUGUUAACAUGAAUAUUUCAUCACGAGACAACAGCAAUCAACUCGACAGUCAUCUCGUCUCAACGCAGCUCUCUAACCCUUUUACAUACUGUAUCUCUUAAGUGCUUCAGCAUAUUUUCUGGAAGUAAAGAGGGAGUGUUUUUAUGUCACUUUUGUUCAGCAGUGAUUUAUUUGCUCUGUUAACUCCUCUCUCUGUCAGCAGUGUAAUGAUGAUUUGUUACAUCCCUCUAUUUUGUAGUAUUGGGGACAAUCCGCAGUGCGGUGGGCAGCGCUCAGCUGCUCAUAUCUCAGAAGUUUGAGCAGUUCAGGGGGCUCUGUAAUGAGAACUUGGUAAGUGGCACUUAGACAUCCUCUGAAUCUUUCUUCCUUCCUUUCCCUAUUAUUACAUGUUUUUGUUGACCUCUUAGUUUCAGCUGUCCCAGUUUUCUUUUUUCUCUUGACCUAAUUUUUUACACUCAUUGAAGAAAUCCUCCCUUUCAAUUACACGCAAAACUGGAAUUUAAUUUGUCAAGCUGAAGUUCUAAUUUGUGUAUUUGACUCAGAUUUUCUACAGUUUAUUUCAGGCAGAUUUUUCUUUUUCCUCAUACUGGCAAGGUUUGAUUUAAUCCUCUCUGAUUUGACAGAAACUAUUUAUGCAUCACCUCUUCACUCUGUCUGUUUGUCCUUUGACUAGAACGUGAACGCUAACCCGAGACCAACGGCACAGGACCUGGCAGGAUUCUGGGAUCUGCUGCAGCUCUCAAUAGAAGACAUCAGCAUGAAGUUCGAUGAGCUGUACCAGCUAAAAGCGAAUAACUGGCAGCUUCCCGAAAAACCAGAGAAGAAGGUGAUGUGUGGUGCUAGACGGAUGUAAUACUGACAUGAUUAUUUUAGAGAAAUACCUUCAUAUUGACUCGUUUAAGUUUGUUGUUUCUUCUAAAUUUUUUUGAUGAUUUUGGUCAUUUUUCUUGGUUUUAUGUUUAGUAUUGUAGAGCCAGGUUCUUAAGGAGCCCUUCAGUUAGCACUACUAUGACCUGCUACCAUUCAUUUCAGCCCAGACAGGAACUUAACUACCCUGUCCAGAUUAUAAACCAACCAGUGCAAAGAAAAAAGAAUAGGGAAACAGCCAUUUCUUUUUUUUUUUCCAUGCUUGUCUAGACCCGAAAUUGGUUAAAAUCUAAUUCCAUACUUUUCCAUGCAGCCUAUGAUUCUUUUUCAGUCUUUACUUCAAGCUUUCAGGAGUUUUACUUUAUAUGGACCUUCGGCGGUUUUCAGUGUUUUGUUAUGAAGGAGGUUGUGACCCCACCAUGUACCACGCUGUGCCUCAUUUUUCUCCCCUUCUUGACAUGAUUCCCUCAGGAGGAAAACAAGCAGCUUCCAUCAUCUGUGCCAAAGAAGCAGUCGAAGCCUAAGCUGUCAGCAGGCAAGGACAGGAGCGUGGACUCAGCUGUGGACAAGCAGAGGCAAGAAGCGAGGAAACGGCUGAUGGCGGCGAAGCGCGCGGCGUCAGUGCGGCAGAACUCAGCCACAGAAAGCGCGGACAGCAUCGAAAUCUACGUCCCAGAGGCCCAGACCCGCCUCUGAGAGCGAACCAGCACCGACCAUAGAGCAAAAUUCAGACUCACUCCAGACAUUCAUUGACACAAACACACAAACAAAUCUGAGACGAACACACAGAUGUACUACGGAUGCACAGAGGCCUGAUCCCUGAUGACGAGAGGGGAUCGCAGGGCACCGAAAAACAAUCCCGAAUAAUGCAGAUCAUCACCCUGCUGCCAUGGGACUGAAAUAAUCUUGACAGAUGUUUAAUACUAUUGUUAUUGUUAUUAUUGACAUUAUAAUAAUUAUUAUCUCCUAAAAUAUAUCAGGACUGUCUUAAAUGUGCAAGUAUCUCGGAGUAAGGACAUCCUGUACCUUGUAAGCUGAAGAAAUCUUGGUAUACCAGAAGUUUACUCUUAAAAAAAAAAACUCCCUUCACUGCUGAGUCUACCGGCAAGUUGCUGCUGCCUGGUUUACGAGCUGAGCUACCAUCCACACACACUCAGGACACACACAUGCAGGUGUACUCACUGUCCACAGAGUCUUCCUGUUCUCUAUUUGUAUUAGGCUGCCACUCGUCGGGUGUGGUGUGUACGCUUUACUGUGUAAGAGAAUUUAAGGUGAUGUUAUUGUACUCAGAGGUUUAAAAAUGCAGAGAACUAGAGGAAGGCAGUAGCAUAUAUUCUAAAAUAUCACACUAUUACAAUGUUCAUUUUGUAAAUGUUGUAUACCAGAUUAUUUGUUAGAAAGAGGUCAGUGUUCAGUACCAAGGUAGUUUUUUAUAGAUUGAGUACAUGUACUGUCAUGAUAUAUUAGCACUUGAUGCAAUCAUUCACUCCGCCUCUCUCUCUCUCUCCUCUCUUUUUCUCACAAACGCACACUACACAGUCUGUGUCUGUGAAUAUUCCCCAUCGUUAAAAGUCUUACAUUUGUUUGUUUUCGUGAAGGGAUGCGAAGGAAUGACUCCCCAGCCAGUGAGCUACGUAGGAAUGUAUGAAAUGUUAUGCAUUAACAUCUCAUGUUGACUUGAUCACUGCACUUUUCCACUCACCUCAGAUCAAGUUCGCCCACCUUUUUAGUUCGCCUCAUCAUUCUGAUUUUCACUGCAUCAUGUGAUGUAGGGGACCAAGACACCACUUGAUAUGGCAUUCCCAUUCAACCAGACUAUGUGUGAUGGGGUGGGGGUUUGCUUGCUUCUGGAAGGGUAAUGGAAUAGUAUAGCAAUAAUAAAAGUGUGUUAGUACAAGCAAUGCAGUAGGUACCCAGUCUUAACUUAUUUAAUUCAACAUUUCCGAUAAGAUUUCCAAUAAGAUGUUUUCUUUAUUGGACUGACAGUAACACUCAGGUUGAACCGUUAAAAGUGAACAGUAAAAACCACUAUGGAGGGAUUAUUUAUUAUAUAACAACGGAUGAUUUGGCCAAAUACUCGGAGACAUCGCCUGAUAUUUCAGUUCCAGGCCUACUCAGUGUUCUAAAAUAAGAAAAACUUUUUGGCGAGGUUUGACGCGGUGUGGACCAGGCGUAUUAUCGCUGCUAAAAUCAGCAGUGUGUUUCACCCCCUGUUCUAGCAGCUUGAACUCCCACCCCUGUUCGUUGAGAAUGAAAAACUGUGGUACAUUUUUUUUAAUUUAAUUUUUAUUUGUCUUUAAUCCAAAACAAGGUCAAGCCUGACCUCUGUAAUUAUAAUAAUUAAUGGUGCUGCGUGGGACUUCACUUUGUGCCAAGUCGGCAAUGAUCAACAUUUCUGUGUCAUUUAAUGCAGCUUGUAUUUAAAGUAAAUUUUUAUUUAAUGUGCUGUCUGUGUGCGCAUUCUCAGCAAUGUCUGUUUGGUUUAGCAUCAGCUCACUCCAGAUACACUAUGCCCGGUUUUCUAAACUCAUGACACUCUGAUUACGGGGCGUGUGUUUCUCAUGUCACAGAAUUUUCUCAAAUGGAAACACAAGGGUGCAUGAGUGAAACAGGGCAUAGCUGAUACUCAUGCACAAAUGCAGGUUCACCUCCUGAUUUUCUCUCUUUGUAAGAGCUGGCUCUCCCCCUACUGGUCAGUCUGUGUGUGACACUCCAGACAUCUUUUUUCUGCACCAUUUUAAGUCUUCACUUAGCAUCAAACAAGAAAAGAAGUUGAACUGGGAAUGCUGACACAACACCAAGUUGUUGUUUUCUUAUUUUCUCUUAUUUGUAUUACAUCAACUAUGGACAUGUGCAUUUCAUUGUCCAAAGAAAUCAUUAAACAUCCCUUUGCUACAUGUCCUGGUCAUCAUUCUUGCUCUCUUUUUAAUGCACUCAUCCAUAGAAGAAAGGUAAUAUUAGCUGAGAAGUUAAUAUUACACAUAAAUAGAUCAUAAGAGUUAGAUUAGACUUUCUAUUGUUACUGUGUAAUCUUUAAAAGCAUGGCCUUCUCACAUAUAAAAAUAUACAAAGAUCCUAACAAGUGAAUUUUCAGUACUCCUUUAAGUGGGUCUUGCAAAAUGAUCUGUAACUUUUGUAAGGCAUUCAGGGUACGUACUGUGCUUAAGAAUUUAUAACUGUGACGACAACAUGGUGGAAACUUCUCUCCUUUUUUUCGUAUCAUUUGAGAGCCGGAUCCCUUUAUUUCCCCACACACUGAACUUUUAAGAGAGCAUGACCUGAUCAGGGAUCUUCAGACAGUUUGUUUACCAGUACUUCCUGAGUUUUAAAGGGCUACAAAAUGGACAAACGAGAGAGGAUGCAACUCUGGCGGCCGAUGGCGCAGAUGUGCUAUUCAACCACCGUGUGGACGAGGCAAUUUUCUCUGUGUCGAGUGAUUUCUAAAACUCACAGGAUUGCCUGAGACGUGCUUUACCUGUUGUUCUGAGUAUCUUUUUGGGUAACAAAGGGGUCAUUGCGUAUGUUUGAUGGAAACACAGAAUCACAAGCCCAUCCUGACUUCAGUGCAGUCAUCUUUUCUGGCUACAUAUCUACUGUCCUCUCUGAGGUCAAGCUAGCAAAACAAGCAAAAACUAUGUAGUUCCAGGACAACCUACAGUAUACAGAAGAACAUAACUCUAUGAAAUAAGCACAUAUCUUACAGAUGAAGGGGUGUUUCAUGUUAUGGUGUGUUAGUUAGACACUGUGAGGCUAGUUUCUUUUAAGAGAAUAAAUUAUUGUGAUUGCAAUGACUUGCGUGGCAUAUUUUCUGUAUGAAAUAAGCUGUAGAAUUAAAGGGGGCUUGCCACUCA
Xyrichtys novacula (pearly razorfish) is the source of this 84738-nucleotide messenger RNA. Lineage: Eukaryota; Metazoa; Chordata; Actinopteri; Labriformes; Labridae. The record is from the annotation of a GenBank genome assembly.